Molecule: messenger RNA, 48484 nt
Organism: Caenorhabditis angaria
Lineage: Eukaryota; Metazoa; Nematoda; Chromadorea; Rhabditida; Rhabditidae
Source: the annotation of a GenBank genome assembly
AUGCCAUCGUUUUUCGGUUUACGAUUUACACAUUUCGGUGAGUUUUUGGGAUUUUUUCGAAAAAAAUAUUGUGUUUAUGUAAUACUUGAGAUAUCGGGUUAAGAGGAGAACAACUGUAAUAUAAUAUGAAUCACUCGAGAAAUAUAAAAAAUUAGCAUAACAGUAUUUUUUUAAUAUGGCGUGAGAAAAUAUCAAUGAGAUUGAAUAAUAAAAACUGAAAAGAAAAACUAUACAAUUUGGCCAGAAAUAAUAAGAUUUGGCUUCAUGAUAAAGGAUAUCGGAAAAAAUAAUUCAAAAGGAUAAAUAUAAAACCUCGAAUUUUUCAAGCUAAUAUUCUACAGUGUUUUUUUACUACAUCAAACCACUAGACCUCAAAUUUUUCCAAACACUUUUCUGGUAGAUCAAAAGUAUUUUUCUCUAAAUCUCUCACUUUUACGUUGAUUAUCGUCGCUUUUAUUGUUAGUCCAAUCCCUAAGAUUGUGUCAGGUCUCAAACAUUGCGGGAAUAUUUUUUCGUGUAGUUAAUUACACGCUGUGUUUUCGAAUGGUUUGCGAAAAAAUGAAAAUCCCAAUUUUUGAAAAAAAAUAAAAACAACGAAAAUAGGGAGUAAAUAAGUAUAACAAUUUUUAUCGCCACGUGUCAUCUGCCAAGACCUCCACUCUAAUUAGUAUAUACAAAUAGAGUUAGUUUAUAUUAUUAUUAUCUGUGCGGUCCCUCAAAUACCUCCCAUCAUCAUAUUAUUCUCAUAAUACCUCCUCCCUUUUCAAGAGUUUCCAUUUCCUCUCUCUCUCUCUCUCUCUAUUUCUCCUAAUAAUUGGUUAUCUAUCGUUUUUUCUCCGCCUCUCCCGACCGACUGGACAGGACACAGGACAGGACAACUAAAUAGUUUUGAUAUUUGUUUCGUGUGUGUUUAUGUGUUGUGUGUUGCCUUUUAUUCAUAAUUGACACACUUUCUGAAAUUCUAUCAAUUUCAUUCAUUUUCCAUAUAUUCCUAAUCUCAAAGGAAACCCCCCUAAAGGUGUUAUGUCAACAUCGCCCCCUGCUAGACCCUGUUGUGUCUGUUUUCGUUUUCGACAACGUGAGUUCAAAUUUUAAUAAUUGGGCCCAAUUGUCCUUCUUUUCUUUCAACUAAUCGAUUCUUACGUAAGAGUAGUUUUUAGUUAAAAAAUUCAAAAACUUUGCAAUUUUUUAACAGCAAAAAUUGAUAAGAAUAGUAAAUAAUCUGAUAAAAUUUGUGCCCAAAAAUAUAAAUUAUGCAUUUUUUGAAAUUUCCAGACGAAGACGAAAAAGCACAAAAAAACACAUUCACACGAUGGAUAAAUUUUCAUUUGGAAGAGCACAGUUCAUCUGGCCGAGUUGAAGAUUUGUUUGAAGAUAUUAGAGAUGGAGUUUUACUUUGCCAUCUCAUCGAAGUUCUCACCGGAGAAGCUCUUGUAAGUUUUUUUGUUGGGUGAGGGAAACAAUUUCGGGCUCUGAACGGGAAAAAUUGUUCGUAUUACAAAAGUUGCUUUUAGAAGUUCAGAAUUUUACACUUAAUCUAUAUUUUGAGCUUAGACUUUAUCAAAUGUAGUUUUUCUUUAAAUGUAACCCCCUCUUUUUCCUCUUUUCCUGUUCAGUGCCCAAUUUUGUACGACACAGUGUUUUCUCAAAAAUUAUUACAAUUUUUUAUUUUAUGAAUAUUUGUCUAAUCGAUAAAAUGAGAAUCAAAGAAAUAUAUUUAGUGUUUCCCUUCAAAAGUACACGAUAUAAUACAUUUUUGAAGUGAUGUGCAAAUAAAAUAGCAAAAAAUGAUAUGUGUUUUUGUGUUUACACUUAAUCAUAGCUCUUAUCCGCCCGAAAAAAAUACAGGAAAAAAUAAACAAAACUUCUCUUGCAGGCUGUCCAUAAAGGAAGAGUUUCAAAACGUGUUCAUCACGUGGCAAAUCUCACAACAGCUCUAACUGUUCUUCGCCGUCGUGGACUCGAACUCAUUAAUAAUAAUGCGGCUGAUAUUGCCGAUGGAAAUCCACGAAUUGUGCUCGGACUCAUCUGGCAAAUCAUUUUACAUUUCCAGGUGAGACAAUUUAUUGACAAUUCUUAUUGUGCGGUGCGAAAAAAAAACGUGGCAAGGUCAGAAAAUGAUUUAUUAGCCUUUUUUGAAGAUGCGAUAAGUUAGGUGUUUCUUCCGUUUCAUCUUUUUUUUGCAUAGAAAAAAUAUUUCUACGGGUUUGUUCCGGAAAAAAAAGAAAAAAGUCGGAUUACAGUAAUCUAUUGUUUGAUCAAGGUCAUUUCAUGAGAAGAUGCAUAAACAAAAAUACAGUAACUCAAGGAAUUAUUAAAGGGGGAAAGUUAGAACACGAAAAAUCAAUUAUCUGAAAAUUUCGAGUAGCCCACGCGUAGUAAUACCCCAAAGAGAUUUUCCAAGAAGCCUAGACACGUUAGAGGGUUUUGAGAAAAACACCGGGACAAACCAGAAUUUUGAAAUACAAUUUUGUCAUCCCACCUUUAAUAUUCACAAUAAACUAAUUUAUUCUAGAUUGAAACAAAUAUAAUUUUGCUCCGCGAUUGGGGAUGGGCAUCAACAUUGGAUGAACAUCCAACUGUCACUCCACCACCAUCAAUUCAAACUGCACCAGUUUCACCCUCACCAUCAUCCUCAAAACGAAGUCUUUCUGGAAGUAAGACGUCGAUUGCCUCCGGGGAAAAGGCAACUCCAUCGUCACCACUUCGACAAAGAAUUGCUUCGUUUUUGACACCAAACAGUGGAAAGAAACAUCCGAAAUUGUCUACAAUUCCAGUCAAACAAUCUGUUGAACAAGUAUUUUUGAGAUGGAUCAAUUCUGAAAUUGGAGAGUGAGUUAAUUUUGCGAAAAUUUCAAAUUGAUAUUUUGUUGGCAACUUCUCUGAAAAAAUGGCUACAGUAAUCUCAAAACAUAAUACUAUAGGGAUUACUGUAGCCAAACUCUAAUAAUUUGUUUGUGUUUCAUUUUGGUGUCACUUAAUUUGAUAGAGAUUUUUUUGAAUUUCUAUUAUCUUUAAAAUUUAUUUUUUUGUUGAUCCAACUAAUUUUGUCUCAAAUUUCAGAUUAAUUGAUGGAAGACGUGUUGAAAACAUGGACAAACAAUGGCGUGAUGGUGUUUUAUUCUGUGCAUUAGUUUCUCGUUGGCGUCCAGAUAUUAUAAAUAUGCGCGAAGUGACAAAUGCAAAUCCACGUGACAAUCUCGAAUUAGCAUUUAAUUCAGCUCAUCAAAAUCUUGGUAUUCGAAGACUUUUAGCAGUUGAAGAUAUGAUGAUUGAGAAACCGGAUAAAAGAUCUGUGAUUACUUAUGUUUCACAAUUUGUCAAAAUGUUUGGAGAAAGAUCACCAAUGCAAGGAAAAGAACAACAUGAAGUAUUUUUGAGUUGGCUUGAAACUACUUAUAUGAUUCUCACAGAAAAAGAUGUUGAAUUAAGUAAUCAAGAAUUUUCGAGACUUCGAAGAGAAUUCAUUGAAUUCCGUCCACUUUUCAAUACAAUAAUUGUUACCAAAAUAAGUUAUGAAGUUGAAGAAUUGGUGGAAAUCGAGAAGAAAUGGGAUAUUAUUCGUGAAUGUCUCGAAAAACACGCUCGAAGAUCAGAACGUGAACUUCCUGAACCAUUUGCUUCUUUAUCCGCGUGGGUUUCUGGUGCUGAACAUAUUUUGUCACGUCCACUUAAUUUGAACAAUAAUGAUGCCAAGACAACUGUCUCCAAUUUGCAAGCAUUGAUUAGUGAACAUACGGUAUGAUUUAUUUGACACUUUCGUGUUUUUAAACAUUUAAAAAUAAUUUUUUUCCAGAAAUAUUUCGCUAAUCUUGAAACGAAACAAAAAGAACUGGAAGAAGCAGUUAGACAUGGAGGUCUUGGUGGAAGACCGGUUGCUCCUGAGUUCAGUGAAACUACACGAGUUAGAUUCGAACAAGUUGAACAAGACAAUCAACCAAGACUUCAAACUCUAAAUAUUCUUGUUACUCAAUACCAUCUACUUCAAUAUUUGCAACAUAUUGAAGAAAAAAUGGUAUUGUGGAAAACUGCUGAUAGUGUUACAUUACUACUUCGAUGGAUCAAAGAAUACAAUCAAUUGAAUGCUGAAAAUCCACAAGCAAAAUGUGCAAAAUAUUUGAAUAGAAUAAGAACAACAAUUUCAAAUGAUAAUAGCAGUAAAUUGGAUGGAGAAUUGAUAUUGAAAACAUCGACCGAAAAAACAAAUGAAACAAUUCAGAAGUUUGAAUCACUUUAUGAAGAAUUGAGAAUGUUGAAAACUGAAUGGGUUGAAUGGGAAACAAGUAUGCAACAUUUAGAAAAAGUGGUCGAUGAAUGCACAAUUAAUGAAACAAGACCAAAUUUCGAAGAUGAACAACAUUUGGCAACAAUUCAAAGUCAAGCUGAUCAAUUAGCUGUUAAAUUAGGUGCUUCCGCUCGUUUGGCUAAUAAUCAACGAUUGGAAGUUUUGUCAAAUCGGUUCAAAAAAUUACUUCAAGAUAAUCAUAAGAAAAUUGGUGGACGUCUUGUUGUCGAAUUAGAACCAAGUACUUCGAGACAAAGUUCAACAAAAAUCUCGUAUAGUUGGCAAGCUGCCGAUGAAUUGCUAAAAGUUGAGGUAAGUAUUUCAUAUUAUUUGUAAGCUCAAAAUUAAAAUGUUUAUUCAGAUGAAACUUCGUGACCGUCUUCAGAGAGGUGCUGAAUCUGAAGAUAUGGAAACUCAAGCGGAUUCUCUUCGUUUUAUCAAAUCGAGACUUGUUGAAAUCGAACAAUUACACGAACUUUAUGAUCAGUAUAGUCGUGAUACGGUAGGUUCAAUUUUCUUUUAAAAUGAAAAAUAACUCGUGAGCUCUGAACUUUUUUUUGCUUAUUUUUCAAUUUUGCCACGAAAUCCGAUAGCCUGCGGCUGUUCUUUUUCAAAUAAAAAUAGACAGCAAAAAACAAUUUCAAUUUUUUUUCGAGAAAACAAAAAGAACAGAAUCUGCUUCCGGCAAAUUUUUGUUUCAUAAAAUUGAAAAACGAUCCAGAAAAAAAUGAAGUAAUAAUUUAUAAUUGUCACAUCAAACCAGAAACCGACAUUGAUUAAUCGACGAAUCUCAUCUUUUUUCUCUUUUUUUCUAUUGGCAAGACCUUUCAAAAAAUUGUUAUCAAAACUUUGUGUACGGUCUUUUUUCAAGGCCAAUCGAGACAGUAAACAGACAGGCGCGUAAUUUAUUUUUUUAUGUAAAGAGAAAAAAAGAAGAUAAAAACAAAGACUUGGAUUUUUCAGAUAAAUACAGCUGAUCGUGAUCUUGUCAGAAAUGAUAUGGCAACAAUUAUUUUUGAGUUGCAACGGGGACAAUUCUCCAAUUUUAUUGAUCUCACUCAAUACGCGUUCGUAUAUGACGAGUAUAACCAGGUUAAUAUUUUAGACGAGAAAAAAAAACAAUUAUAGAACAAUUAAUUUCAGAAACCGGUGAAACUAACUGAAAACGUGUUGAGCGAAGAUUAUGUUCGCGAAAUAAUUGAUAGAAAACAAGCAAUUCUUGAACGUCGAGAGCACAAUGAAGAUGAAAUUCGUGAAUCGAUUCGAGAUAUGGAAGAAUGUGAUCGUAUCAUUGAAGGAUGGAAUAGUUCUCGAAUUGAAGAAAUUCGUGCCAAAUGGAAUAUUAAAUUAUCCGAAUUCGAAUCGUGGCAUGAAAUGAUGCAUCAAGUCGUAGUACUUUCACAGUCAAUUAUAACUCGUUUAGAUGUUACUGUUCUUACAACAAUUCGAGUACUCUAUCAAAAAUCGUAUGAAAUUGAGAACAGUGAAUUGGGUGUAAGCUUGAGAGAGGCACUCAAUCAAUUGGCAUCAACUAGUGAAAUUGCGGUUGAGCAACAUUUGAAAAAUCUGGAAUUCAGUAAUGAAGAAGAUUGUCCACAUGCAAUUCAAUUCCUUCAGGUAAGUCAAUCAAAACUAUAUUUUUCAUAGCUAAAACUACAGUUUUAAUGAAAAUUGAAUGAUAAGAUUUUAAAUGCAACAUUUGAUUCUGACAAAAACGUUCCUGUUGGUUUGUAUAAAACAAAUCGGGAUAUUACAACAUUCCCGUAUGUCUGUGUAUCUUCUUCUUUUAUAAUAUUUCUCAUCAGCAUUUCAAUAGUUCACCGCCCAUCAGCCCUCUUUCUAUCUCUACGUUUCUCCAUUUUUCUUCUUUCAUAUUAUUUUUUCUUUUCACCUGAAACAAAUUCCAAACAGCCAACUGCUUACAAGAUUUUGAAAUUAUCUUGCUUCAAUUUUUUUGACACUUGCUGUUUUUUCUGAUAAUAACUUGAGAAUAAUAAUCAGCACUUUUUCGUUUCUCCCAAAAAAAUGUAUAAUGCAAUGUGGCAAGUCCAAGGGCAUUUUUUCAUUUAGAACGAGAGAACGGACAUGUUUGUUGUUAGUUCUUUUGUUAGUGAGAAAUGAAACAUACACACUUUUUUUGAACUGAAUCUUUUUCAUUCCGACUGUUUGAUAUAGAAAAAAGUUUUCCCUUUUUUUUGAAAAAAAAAUUCAAUAGAAAAAUUUCAACCAGAUGCGCCACCUGUUUUAUUGUGUUUUUUCUUUAGUUAGUAAACAUUUCUUUUAAUGAUUUUGUUGUUCGAGUUCUCAUAGCCAACACAAAUUUUUUCACAUUUGAUCUGUAAUUUCUCUGACAACAGAAAUCGAUGUUUGUUCAGUUAGUCUCUGUAUGCGUCUGUUUCUUUUUGAAGUACCGAACUAAUCAUUGUUGCAAAAAACGCAUGACUACCGAUGUGUUAACAACAAUUUUUUUGAGUACUCACUAAAAUUAUCUUGUCGAUCAAUCAAUUUUUUUCACUUCCCGAAAUUUUGUUCGGGUUCGUUCAUUUUUGCAAUCAUCUUAUCAGCGGCAUCAUCUUUGUUUGUUAAAUAAAUGUAGUACCAAACUCCGGUGCCCUUUUUUUCUGUUCAGUUCUCAUUUUCAAAUCAAAUACACAUUGUGUCUUUGUUUGAGUGUGCUUUCACAUAACUACUGAAUUUAUUCGUGAAAAAAAUUUAAUAUUGCAUUUUUCAAAUUUGUUGGUAUAUUGCACGAGUUGACUGUGGUUUGAGGUGAUUUAAGCGCAUAUUUUUUCGUAAUUUCUGAUUGACCUAACUGUUCUACCGUAAUCUAAUACAAUAACAAUAAAAAUAAUUUCUCAUACAUGAAUUUUUAUCGAUUAUUGUGGGAAAUUUACAUUUACUACCAUAAAACGUCUUUCUAGUUUUCCGAAUAUUUAUUUCAAUUUCUAAUCAUUUUUUUAAAACUCAAGUAUGUAUCGAUUUCUUCCGAGAUUGUUAAUUCCUGUUUGUUUAACUUUUUUAUGUUUCGCUUGGUUUACACGUAGGCUUCUUGCAAAAAAAGAAACAUCUCAUUGAUGCUAUCGCUCAUCCCAUCAAAAAACACAAAAAACGAAACAAAACAGUUGAACUAAUCUUUUCUUUUUGCAGGAGGUUGGCCGAGACUCAGUCUCUACUUUAUCACCAGCAGUUGACGAUCGAUAUACAACAACUUAUUCUGUGCUCCUAAUUAAAAUGGAGCUCUUCCGACGUUUGCAAAACUUUUGCGACGCGGUAAAAUACCUUCGUAAUAAAAAUGCAAAUUGGAAUUCUAUACAAAUUUCGCAGGUGAGUUCUAUUAUUUUUUAAUAACGUUCCUCGCUGUUUCUCUUUUGUUAUCAGAAGAAACAAUGUUGCGAAAAUAAAGAAAAGGUAAUCAAUUCAACUUAAUUAAAGUAAAAGUUUGUUGAUUCAUCGUUUCUUUUCUCUAAAGUUUCUGCAAAGUAAAUAUUCUCAACAAAUAAAUAAUAUUUUAAACGUUUUGUUUAAUGUGAAAUUGAAGGAAUCAAAAAACAUAGUAGAAUUGAAAGUAAUAUACCCCAUACAGAAUCUGAAAUUCAUUUCUAAAAAACAAUCAUUUUUUUUCCAGAUUGACCAAGUACAGUCUGAGAUCGACACCCUUAUUGUGCGUCUCGACGAGGAAUGGUCUGAUGAUGCACAAAAACUUCGCAGUGAACUUGCCAGUAUUCAUGGUAGUUUCUUCCAAUUAGAAUUUGAUAGAUUGAACGAGAAGUAGGUUUUUCAAAAAAUGUCUCAAAAUAUAGUUCAAUAUUUUCUAGAUUGAAUUUACUGAUACACGAACUCGAUAAACUUCGUGAAUUAAUGAUAAACCGACGUGAAUAUUUGACUGCUGCCAAUGAAUUGAUUACUGAUUCUACAACUGAUAUCCUGAACCGUGCCACCUCUAGCGAUCGCCCUGACGACGUUCUUCGUGCGGUUAGUAUUAUUUAUUAUCAAAUAAAUCGAUGCAUUUCUUAUUGUUUCAGACAAACGAAGUAUGUAGUUCCCUCGAACAAAAAGGAAUUGAGUUACGAAGACUCGGCGAAUUGGCUGAUAUGAACAUAACCGAUCUCGUCGUCGUUGCUCUUAUUCGUGCUUUCAGACGACAACAACUAGGAAGUGUUAGUUUUGACAAUUAUUCAAAUGUUGAAAAAAUGAAAUGUAUUUUCAGGAUGGAGAACCAAAUGUUGAACAUCUGGAACGAGCGAUACGGGAAAUACUCGCUCGUCAAAUUCCAGUGAUUAACAGUAAAGCUUCACCACAAGAAAUUGUAUCGGAGAUCCUCCGCAUGAAGGAACAAAAAGAACAAGAUCAAAAGUUGAUGGACGAGAUCAAAAUUGCAACAUUAUCCGAAGAAGAUCGAGAAAAAAUUGGUCGUCUUACAACUGAUCUGGAAAAUAAACUCAGAAAAGAAAACGAAUAUUUUGAAAAAUAUGUUUUACUUUAUCUGGAUUGGUUGAGUCACAAAUUUGAUGAUAUUGAAGACGAAAUUGGAAUGUUGAUACAAACAAGCCGAGCUAAUGAUUUGAAAAUUAUGAACGAUUCUUUGUGGUCACAAUGGAAAACUGAUGUUAGCGAUAUCGAAAGAAACAUUGGACCCGAUGCAAGAAAAUCAUUGAGUGCUGAAAUUACGGAUUUACAUCGCAAAUCGGAUUCUUUGAAUGGAAAAAUCAACAAGUAUUUGACACAUUCGGCCAAAAUCAACUCGAAAUUAUCACAGUUUGAACUUUGGCUUGAUGCGAUGGAACAUGAUAUCGAAGAGACAAGAAAUAUUGAAGACCCGGAAAGAUCACAUCGUUUCAGAUCUUUAUAUGAUGUUGCUCUUGGUAAAAAACGACUCGUCUUGAAACUUGAACGACUUAAUGUAGCGAACAAAGAGGAAGUGCUGCUCCUCUGCGAACGUUAUCAUUCAAUCAUGCAAACUCUUACCCCAUAUCAUUCUGUUGGACUACCCCUUCAUAUUUCGACCCUGGAUAGAACACCCCAAUUCCAAUCACAGGUAAUUAAUUGAUUGAUCAAAAAUUAAAGGACCACAAAAACAUUUCAAACUAUUCCAUAAACUUUUGGAGCACGCAUCGCAAAGUUUGAAAAAAUUUUACGGAAUAUUUUUUCGGAUCGUUUUAGGCCUUUUGAGAAAAAUCCCUUGAGGCUUUUACUAUUCGAAAAAAAUGUUAUACUGUUAUACCCUAAACCAUUUGUUUCCAUAUUUAGAUAUCUGUGUCGUCAAUCGCUUCAUCGGAACUUGAACGCCCUGAGUCGGUGAUGUCAUUCACAUCAUCAAUCGGAGUUAUUCCUGCUGAUGUUAAAAAUCUCUCACCAUUUGAAACUAAACUGAACAAGCUUGUCAAAAAACUUCAUGAUGUUGAAUUAUCGUACUUGAAUGGACCAAAACCACUCGAUAAAGUGAAAAAGGAUAUCAUAAAGCUCGAGGUGAGUUGUUCAGUAAAAUUUUUUAACGCUUCACAAUAUAUGUAUUCAGAAGUAUCGAAACACAUGCUCCGAAUUUUUGAACCAAUUAAACGAUAGUUCCAUUGAAGAUGCUGAAAAAGAAGGUCUAAAACAUCGAUUCGCUUUGUUACUGACAAACUACGAUGUGGGUUUAGCUAUUUUUUUUCACAAAAAAUAAAAAAACCAAUUUAUAGGACCUACUCAAGUCAUUGAAAGAUGAGACAAAAGAAGAAGAAGAUCUUAUCAUUAAAAAUCGAGAAAUUCUUGAUGAACUCCAGGCUGCUGAGAAUAAGAUUCAAGAUCUAGAUAUCAAAGAUAUCGACAUUACGGGUGAACUUGACCGAAUUCAAAUGCAAAUGGACCUUCUGAAAGUAAUGUCGAACAAACCACGAAAAUACGUGGAAUGUGGUGUAAUUGAGAACAUUCGCGAAAGCUCACCACAAGAAAAACGCAAAGGCAAGAAAAAAGUUCUUGUCAUGGUGUCAAACACUAUCACAACUAUUAUUCACAAAGUAGAAGAACGACUUGAAACUCUUGAAAAUCCAGCUGAACACCAAGCGGUUCAAGAGAAACUUACAUCAGUUAAAGUAAGUAUAUUUGUCUACGAAGCGUAUUGUAAUAAUUAUUUUUUAUUUAGGAAAACCUUCGUGAGUUGGAAAUUUCAACACCUCUACCAACUCCGUCUGGUAUUCUAUCCCCAGUUGGAAUAAAUGACCGUAAUGAUAUUGAAGAAGUAGGUCGAUUAGUUAGCGAAAUUGAUAGAGCAAUUGAUACUGCCGAUACUAUGGUCAUUGAAUCGCCAACUGAUGUUGAUACACUGAAAUCAGCUAGAGAUUUGAUGGAUGAUCAAAAACAAACAUUGAAUCAUUUGAAUGCAGUGGUUGAUGGUAUUCCUAUAGAAAACGAGCAAGAUAGAAUCGCAGCUGUUGAUAUGUUAUCCAAUGUUGGAGAAAGAUAUGAUAAUGUGAAAACACAAAUCGAUGAUGCAUUGGAUGAAUUGGAACACUUCAACAACUGGGAUGAUAUUCCUGUUGUAGUCAAAGAAGACAUCUCUAAACAACCAAAGAUUGAGCUCAAAACAGAUCCGAAUGCUAUUGAUCAUUUCCAAUUGAAAGACAAUGUUAAUCCAAUAGAUAAUAUUGCUGAUCUUUGCAAACAAAUACAAGAAGCUGUUAAUGAUGCAGAUCAAUUAACAAGUGCAAGUGAUAAUGUUGACGCGCUCCAACUUGCAAGCGAAAAAUUGGCGUCACAAGACAAAACGAUGAAGAAAAUGCACGACAUCAUCGAUAACAUCGACUGGGAUGAACCGGCAUUGAAAAUUGAUAUUUUAGACAGACUUGGAGGAAUUCAAGAACAGUUCAAUAAUGCAUUAUCAAAUAUCAAUGACAAAAUCGAUGAAUUGAACUACGGUGCACCAGGAUUAUCAGAAAUUCAGGUUGGCGAAUCAGAAAAAUAUGAGCCGGAAACAACUCAUGUGACUGUUCCGAACAGAGUAAGUUGUAGUUUAAACAAGAUCUAAAUAAAACAUAAAUUUACAGGAAAAUCUCAAUUUCACCAAUGUCGAUAAUCUAGUUCAAAAAUUACAAGAUGUAAUCGGAGAAUGCGAGGAUGCCGCUUUCAAAGAGAAUCCUACAGCAUCUCAACUUGAAUUUGCAAUUGAAAAAUUGAACGAUUCAAAGAAUGUUCUCAAUGCAAUUAUAUCACAAGUUGAUGAUUUAAAUAGUGAAGAAUCACCUGAAGCAGCUGAAGCUGUUCGAACUCUCGCUGGAAUAAAUGAACAAUAUAAUGCUGUUAUUGUUAUGCUACAGGAUACACUUGAUGAGGUUAGUAAAAUACAAAAAUUCUCUCACAACAUACAAUUUUAGAUGCCACAACCUGUUGAAAGUUCAUCCGAUGUUUCUUCAAUUCUCAAUGAGCUUGACGAGUUCAAGAAAUUACCUCCUGAGACUAUUGAUUUGGAUCUAUUGAAGUAUAUUCAAAACGAUCUCGAUCGUUUCCCAUCUGAUCAACAACAACAAGUUAUUGACAAAAUCAAUGAACUUCGUGAACUAUCAAGAACCAAUGUAAGUUUUUCAAAUCGAGAAUAAAAACAAAACAUUUGACAUUUUAGAACAAGAAAGAAUCAGAUGCUGAUGAUAUUAUCAAUGAACUUGAAUCAAUGAAACUAUUGCCAGCUGCAACUAUUGAUUUGGAUCUUUUGAAUUCGUUGGAAAACGAUGUUGACCGUUUGCCCAAAGAGAAACAACAAGACUUGCUCACAAAAAUCAAGGAAUUGCGAGAAAUGGCUGAAGUGUUCGUACCAUCAUCGAAUAAUGAACAAACUGCUUCUGAGGAAGAAGCCGAUUCAAUAUUGAAAGAUCUCGAAGAACUCAAAAAACUACCAGCGGAAACCAUCGAUUCAAAUAUGCUCGAUUUCAUUGAAGGUGAUUUGGAUCGUAUUCCAGAAAACAGAAGAAAAGAUAUUAUCGAUAAAAUUAACGAGCUUCGAGCAAUUUCACUGUUGCCAACAAUCGGUGAAGUUGAAGAAACUACUUCUGAGAAGGAAGCCGAUUCAAUAUUGAAAGAUCUCGAAGAACUCAAAAACUCCGAGCGGAAACCAUCGAUUCAAAUAUGCUCGAUUUCAUUGAAGGUGAUUUGGAUCGUAUCCCAGAAAACAGAAGAAAAGAUAUUAUCGAUAAAAUUAACGAGCUUCGAGCAAUUUCACUGUUGCCAACAAUCGGUGAAGUUGAAGAAACUACUUCUGAGAAGGAAGCCGAUUCAAUAUUGAAUUAGAUCUCGAAGAACUCAAAAAACUCCGAGCGGAAACCAUCGAUUCAAAUAUGCUCGAUUUCAUUGAAGGUGAUUUGGAUCGUAUCCCAGAAAAAACAGAAGAAAAGAUAUUCAUCGAUAAAAUUAACGAGCUUCGAGCAAUUAGUCACAGUUGCCAACAAUCGGUGAAGUUGAAGAAACUACUUCUGAGAAGGAAGCCGAUUCAAUAUUGAAAGAUCUCGAAGAACUCAAAAAACUCCGAGCGGAAACCAUCGAUUCAAAUAUGCUCGAUUUCAUUGAAGGUGAUUUGGAUCGUAUCCCAGAAAACAGAAGAAAAGAUAUUAUCGAUAAAAUUAACGAGCUUCGAGCAAUUUCACAGUUGCCAACAAUCGGUGAAGUUGAAGAAACUACUUCUGAGAAGGAAGCCGAUUCAAUAUUGAAAGAUCUCGAAGAACUCAAAAACUCCGAGCGGAAACCAUCGAUUCAAAUAUGCUCGAUUUCAUUGAAGGUGAUUUGGAUCGUAUCCCAGAAAACAGAAGAAAAGAUAUUAUCGAUAAAAUUAACGAGCUUCGAGCAAUUUCACAGUUGCCAACAAUCGGUGAAGUUGAAGAAACUACUUCUGAGAAGGAAGCCGAUUCAAUAUUGAAAGAUCUCGAAGAACUCAAAAAACUCCGAGCGGAAACCAUCGAUUCAAAUAUGCUCGAUUUCAUUGAAGGUGAUUUGGAUCGUAUCCCAGAAAACAGAAGAAAAGAUAUUAUCGAUAAAAUUAACGAGCUUCGAGCAAUUUCACUGUUGCCAACAACCAGUGAUGUGUCUGUUCCGGAAAUUCAUGAGAUUCUUCGUGAAUUAGAUGAAAUUGAAAAACUUCCUGUCGAAACAAUUGAUUUGGACCUACUGGACAAACUUCAAUUAGAUAUUGACAGAAUUCCUGAAAAUCUUCAACAACAAUUCAUCACAAAAAUUGACAAUCUCAGAGCAUUAGCGAGAGACCAACAAGAACGUGAUGCAGCAAGAUCUGAGGCUAAAGACAAAUUGCAAGCUCUUGAAAAACAAGCUGAAGAUGUUAUGGCCAAAGAUGGUGCCAAAAAGAAAAAGAAGGACAAGAAAAAGUCACCAGCUGAAGUUAUUGAUGAACUCAAAAACAAGAUAAUUGAUGCGCAAUCUCUAAUUCCAAAAGUUGAACAAUUGGAAAAAGAUGUAAACCUUCCAGCCGAUGACAAACCAAAAGCAGAAAAUCUUGUUUCGAGUCUUGAAAAUUUUGUUAAGGAUCUUGAAAAACAAGUGAUUGAGAAACAAGCCGACUUAGACCAGCUCAACAAUGCUACUGAUGCGCUUAAACGUCUCGAAGAUGCUUUGGUUGAUGCCGAAAAGAGCGCCGAUGCACUUCCUAAAAACUCGUCGACUCCAUUGAACGAAUUCAAAGAUCGAAUCGCUCCACACAUUGCUGCUCUGGUUGAUGAUAUCAAACAAGUUCCAUCAACUCUUGAAAAUGAUGCUGAAAAUUUGCGCCAACGGGCCAACAAAUUCCAAGACGAUUUGAGCAAGAAUGUGCAAAAAGCUAUCGACGACGAGAAGCGCGUGGACGAGCUCAAGAAAAAUGUAUCUGAUGCAACCAAAAAAUUGGAUGAAAUUUUGCCAAAAUAUCAAAAUCAAUCGCAACCACUUGAUAUUGCCAAACAAGAUGCUGAAAAACUCAAAGACAUCUUGGAUACAUUGAACAAAUUGGCUGAAUUUGAAAAUAUCGAACCACAAGUUGCCAAAGAGCUCAAAGAUUCUCGAUCGAAAAACAAAGAAUUGUUGACCGCUCUUGAGAAAGCUAUUCCACAAGAAGAAGCUCUCCGCCAAGAACAAAAUGCACUCAAUGACAAGUUGGCUGAUCUUCGCCAAAAAUUGUCGAGCGCUGAUGAAUUUGCUCCAGAAAAUGCAUUGCCAAUCGUCAAUAACAUUAUUGAUGAUGCAGCCAAUCUCAAAAAGCAAGCCGGUGAGAACAAGGAAAAAGUCGAAACUCCAAGUGCACUAAUUUCACAUGAAGAUUUGGACAAGACAAUCCCAGAUAAAAUCUUCCAACUUCAACACGAUGCCGACGACAAAAAACAAGCACUUGACAAUGCUGUCAAUGUUCAAGAAGUCGCUCCAAAACUUCAACUUUUGGCUCAACAACUCCAAGCUUUGCCAAACGAGCUUCCAACAAGCAUUGAUGAUCAACAAUCCGCCAUCGAAGACCUUGAAAACAAAAAGCACAAUUUGGAGAACUUGCUUGCUAACUUGCCAGAAAAUGAUCCAGCAGCCGAAGAGUUGCGUCAAAAGAGUGCAUGGGAUUUGUCAAAGAUCAACGAUUUGUUGAAAAAACUCGGAAACGCUGUCGGUGACAAAUUGGCUGCUCUUGCAACUUUCAACGCUGCUCGCAAAAAUGCUGAAGAUACUCUUCUCGACAUCACCAAACAAGAUCCAACAAGUGAUUCACAAAAAUCGCCACAAGAGCUCAUCGAUGAAUUGGCCAGAAAAGAAGAUUCAAUUGCGAAACUUCGAAACACUAUUGAUCAAUUACAACCAGAUCAACUCGAUGAGAAAGAGCGUAAAGAGUACGAUGAUUUGUUGGCACAACUCAACAAUGCCGCUGAAGCUCUUAAGGUAUGUUAACAUUUUAAGUUUCUCGAAUUUUAUUCCACAACUCAUAUUUGUUUUUUUCAGAAGAAGCGCGCAGAUGCCGAGCAAGAUCUCAAAAACAAAGAAGCCGAGCAACAACUUCAUGAUGCUGUCGAACGUAUCGGUUCUCGACUCGCUCCACUUGUCCGCCAAGCCGACGAGCUUCUUCACAAUGCUGAAGCUGUUCCAACCGAAUAUGCUCCAACCGCCCAAGAACUUAGCAAAGAACUCGAGAAGGCAAAUGAGCUUAUAACAAGUGCACCAUCGAAUGAUUCACACGUUCAAAGUCUUCUACCAGCAAUUGAAGCUGCAAAACAACUAAUUCCGGCUCUCGAAGAGAAGGCUAAAGUUUGGGAUGAAUUUGUUGCUGCCAGAAAUGAUGUUGAUAGUGUCAUCGAAAAACUUCAAAAAGAUGUGGAAGCUGUUAUUGCUAAACCAAAAAGAUCAAGCGAAGAAGCAGCAGCUGAUUUGGAACAACUCCAAAAGAGCAACAAUCAACGCGAUGAACUCAACAGCAAAGUUGCCAAUUUGCAACAACUCUCUGAAUUGUUGGAUCCACUCGAAAGCGCCUACGCUGAUGUUCGAUUCCUCGAUGUCGAUUCUGAACAAACACAACAUCAAUACGAUGAUGUGCUCAAUGAUUUGGCAACUGAACUCGAAGACGAAAAACUUCUUCGUGAGUCAGCCGAUCAAGUUAUCAAGGAAAUCGAAAACAUCAAGACAAUGAUUGACAACAACGAUCCCGACAAAUCGGUGCUUGACACAAUCGCAAAGACAGAUGUUCCAGCUCUCAAAGCACAAAUCAAUCGUAUUCAAGACAAGAUUGUGAAUGCUGAUGUUUCACGAAAACAUGUUGCAACUGAUCCAAGCAUAGCUGAUGAUUUGAACAAGAAAUUGGAACAACUCGAAUCGGAACUCAGUGAUGCCAUCAAGACUGCCGAAGAAGCUGAUAAAGAACAAUUGAUUUUGCAAUUGACUCUCAAACUCAGCCAACUUCAUCAACUACCAUUGGAUCAAUUGACACCGGAUGAAUUGAAAUCGGCCGAGAAAGAUAUCAACACUUCCUCAUUAUCACCAGAAGAAGCUGCACCACUAUUGGAAAAAAUUCAAUCAUUGCGUGAUGCCAAACAAGAAAAUGAUGCAGCAAGAUCUGAGGCUAAAGACAAAUUGCAAGCUCUUGAAAAACAAGCUGAAGAUGUUAUGGCCAAAGAUGGUGCCAAAAAGAAAAAGAAGGACAAGAAAAAGUCACCAGCUGAAGUUAUUGAUGAACUCAAAAACAAGAUAAUUGAUGCGCAAUCUCUAAUUCCAAAAGUUGAACAAUUGGAAAAAGAUGUAAACCUUCCAGCCGAUGACAAACCAAAAGCAGAAAAUCUUGUUUCGAGUCUUGAAAAUUUUGUUAAGGAUCUUGAAAAACAAGUGAUUGAGAAACAAGCCGACUUAGACCAGCUCAACAAUGCUACUGAUGCGCUUAAACGUCUCGAAGAUGCUUUGGUUGAUGCCGAAAAGAGCGCCGAUGCACUUCCUAAAAACUCGUCGACUCCAUUGAACGAAUUCAAAGAUCGAAUCGCUCCACACAUUGCUGCUCUGGUUGAUGAUAUCAAACAAGUUCCAUCAACUCUUGAAAAUGAUGCUGAAAAUUUGCGCCAACGGGCCAACAAAUUCCAAGACGAUUUGAGCAAGAAUGUGCAAAAAGCUAUCGACGACGAGAAGCGCGUGGACGAGCUCAAGAAAAAUGUAUCUGAUGCAACCAAAAAAUUGGAUGAAAUUUUGCCAAAAUAUCAAAAUCAAUCGCAACCACUUGAUAUUGCCAAACAAGAUGCUGAAAAACUCAAAGACAUCUUGGAUACAUUGAACAAAUUGGCUGAAUUUGAAAAUAUCGAACCACAAGUUGCCAAAGAGCUCAAAGAUUCUCGAUCGAAAAACAAAGAAUUGUUGACCGCUCUUGAGAAAGCUAUUCCACAAGAAGAAGCUCUCCGCCAAGAACAAAAUGCACUCAAUGACAAGUUGGCUGAUCUUCGCCAAAAAUUGUCGAGCGCUGAUGAAUUUGCUCCAGAAAAUGCAUUGCCAAUCGUCAAUAACAUUAUUGAUGAUGCAGCCAAUCUCAAAAAGCAAGCCGGUGAGAACAAGGAAAAAGUCGAAACUCCAAGUGCACUAAUUUCACAUGAAGAUUUGGACAAGACAAUCCCAGAUAAAAUCUUCCAACUUCAACACGAUGCCGACGACAAAAAACAAGCACUUGACAAUGCUGUCAAUGUUCAAGAAGUCGCUCCAAAACUUCAACUUUUGGCUCAACAACUCCAAGCUUUGCCAAACGAGCUUCCAACAAGCAUUGAUGAUCAACAAUCCGCCAUCGAAGACCUUGAAAACAAAAAGCACAAUUUGGAGAACUUGCUUGCUAACUUGCCAGAAAAUGAUCCAGCAGCCGAAGAGUUGCGUCAAAAGAGUGCAUGGGAUUUGUCAAAGAUCAACGAUUUGUUGAAAAAACUCGGAAACGCUGUCGGUGACAAAUUGGCUGCUCUUGCAACUUUCAACGCUGCUCGCAAAAAUGCUGAAGAUACUCUUCUCGACAUCACCAAACAAGAUCCAACAAGUGAUUCACAAAAAUCGCCACAAGAGCUCAUCGAUGAAUUGGCCAGAAAAGAAGAUUCAAUUGCGAAACUUCGAAACACUAUUGAUCAAUUACAACCAGAUCAACUCGAUGAGAAAGAGCGUAAAGAGUACGAUGAUUUGUUGGCACAACUCAACAAUGCCGCUGAAGCUCUUAAGGUAUGUUAACAUUUUAAGUUUCUCGAAUUUUAUUCCACAACUCAUAUUUGUUUUUUUCAGAAGAAGCGCGCAGAUGCCGAGCAAGAUCUCAAAAACAAAGAAGCCGAGCAACAACUUCAUGAUGCUGUCGAACGUAUCGGUUCUCGACUCGCUCCACUUGUCCGCCAAGCCGACGAGCUUCUUCACAAUGCUGAAGCUGUUCCAACCGAAUAUGCUCCAACCGCCCAAGAACUUAGCAAAGAACUCGAGAAGGCAAAUGAGCUUAUAACAAGUGCACCAUCGAAUGAUUCACACGUUCAAAGUCUUCUACCAGCAAUUGAAGCUGCAAAACAACUAAUUCCGGCUCUCGAAGAGAAGGCUAAAGUUUGGGAUGAAUUUGUUGCUGCCAGAAAUGAUGUUGAUAGUGUCAUCGAAAAACUUCAAAAAGAUGUGGAAGCUGUUAUUGCUAAACCAAAAAGAUCAAGCGAAGAAGCAGCAGCUGAUUUGGAACAACUCCAAAAGAGCAACAAUCAACGCGAUGAACUCAACAGCAAAGUUGCCAAUUUGCAACAACUCUCUGAAUUGUUGGAUCCACUCGAAAGCGCCUACGCUGAUGUUCGAUUCCUCGAUGUCGAUUCUGAACAAACACAACAUCAAUACGAUGAUGUGCUCAAUGAUUUGGCAACUGAACUCGAAGACGAAAAACUUCUUCGUGAGUCAGCCGAUCAAGUUAUCAAGGAAAUCGAAAACAUCAAGACAAUGAUUGACAACAACGAUCCCGACAAAUCGGUGCUUGACACAAUCGCAAAGACAGAUGUUCCAGCUCUCAAAGCACAAAUCAAUCGUAUUCAAGACAAGAUUGUGAAUGCUGAUGUUUCACGAAAACAUGUUGCAACUGAUCCAAGCAUAGCUGAUGAUUUGAACAAGAAAUUGGAACAACUCGAAUCGGAACUCAGUGAUGCCAUCAAGACUGCCGAAGAAGCUGAUAAAGAACAAUUGAUUUUGCAAUUGACUCUCAAACUCAGCCAACUUCAUCAACUACCAUUGGAUCAAUUGACACCGGAUGAAUUGAAAUCGGCCGAGAAAGAUAUCAACACUUCCUCAUUAUCACCAGAAGAAGCUGCACCACUAUUGGAAAAAAUUCAAUCAUUGCGUGAUGCCAAACAAGAAAAUGAUGCAGCAAGAUCUGAGGCUAAAGACAAAUUGCAAGCUCUUGAAAAACAAGCUGAAGAUGUUAUGGCCAAAGAUGGUGCCAAAAAGAAAAAGAAGGACAAGAAAAAGUCACCAGCUGAAGUUAUUGAUGAACUCAAAAACAAGAUAAUUGAUGCGCAAUCUCUAAUUCCAAAAGUUGAACAAUUGGAAAAAGAUGUAAACCUUCCAGCCGAUGACAAACCAAAAGCAGAAAAUCUUGUUUCGAGUCUUGAAAAUUUUGUUAAGGAUCUUGAAAAACAAGUGAUUGAGAAACAAGCCGACUUAGACCAGCUCAACAAUGCUACUGAUGCGCUUAAACGUCUCGAAGAUGCUUUGGUUGAUGCCGAAAAGAGCGCCGAUGCACUUCCUAAAAACUCGUCGACUCCAUUGAACGAAUUCAAAGAUCGAAUCGCUCCACACAUUGCUGCUCUGGUUGAUGAUAUCAAACAAGUUCCAUCAACUCUUGAAAAUGAUGCUGAAAAUUUGCGCCAACGGGCCAACAAAUUCCAAGACGAUUUGAGCAAGAAUGUGCAAAAAGCUAUCGACGACGAGAAGCGCGUGGACGAGCUCAAGAAAAAUGUAUCUGAUGCAACCAAAAAAUUGGAUGAAAUUUUGCCAAAAUAUCAAAAUCAAUCGCAACCACUUGAUAUUGCCAAACAAGAUGCUGAAAAACUCAAAGACAUCUUGGAUACAUUGAACAAAUUGGCUGAAUUUGAAAAUAUCGAACCACAAGUUGCCAAAGAGCUCAAAGAUUCUCGAUCGAAAAACAAAGAAUUGUUGACCGCUCUUGAGAAAGCUAUUCCACAAGAAGAAGCUCUCCGCCAAGAACAAAAUGCACUCAAUGACAAGUUGGCUGAUCUUCGCCAAAAAUUGUCGAGCGCUGAUGAAUUUGCUCCAGAAAAUGCAUUGCCAAUCGUCAAUAACAUUAUUGAUGAUGCAGCCAAUCUCAAAAAGCAAGCCGGUGAGAACAAGGAAAAAGUCGAAACUCCAAGUGCACUAAUUUCACAUGAAGAUUUGGACAAGACAAUCCCAGAUAAAAUCUUCCAACUUCAACACGAUGCCGACGACAAAAAACAAGCACUUGACAAUGCUGUCAAUGUUCAAGAAGUCGCUCCAAAACUUCAACUUUUGGCUCAACAACUCCAAGCUUUGCCAAACGAGCUUCCAACAAGCAUUGAUGAUCAACAAUCCGCCAUCGAAGACCUUGAAAACAAAAAGCACAAUUUGGAGAACUUGCUUGCUAACUUGCCAGAAAAUGAUCCAGCAGCCGAAGAGUUGCGUCAAAAGAGUGCAUGGGAUUUGUCAAAGAUCAACGAUUUGUUGAAAAAACUCGGAAACGCUGUCGGUGACAAAUUGGCUGCUCUUGCAACUUUCAACGCUGCUCGCAAAAAUGCUGAAGAUACUCUUCUCGACAUCACCAAACAAGAUCCAACAAGUGAUUCACAAAAAUCGCCACAAGAGCUCAUCGAUGAAUUGGCCAGAAAAGAAGAUUCAAUUGCGAAACUUCGAAACACUAUUGAUCAAUUACAACCAGAUCAACUCGAUGAGAAAGAGCGUAAAGAGUACGAUGAUUUGUUGGCACAACUCAACAAUGCCGCUGAAGCUCUUAAGGUAUGUUAACAUUUUAAGUUUCUCGAAUUUUAUUCCACAACUCAUAUUUGUUUUUUUCAGAAGAAGCGCGCAGAUGCCGAGCAAGAUCUCAAAAACAAAGAAGCCGAGCAACAACUUCAUGAUGCUGUCGAACGUAUCGGUUCUCGACUCGCUCCACUUGUCCGCCAAGCCGACGAGCUUCUUCACAAUGCUGAAGCUGUUCCAACCGAAUAUGCUCCAACCGCCCAAGAACUUAGCAAAGAACUCGAGAAGGCAAAUGAGCUUAUAACAAGUGCACCAUCGAAUGAUUCACACGUUCAAAGUCUUCUACCAGCAAUUGAAGCUGCAAAACAACUAAUUCCGGCUCUCGAAGAGAAGGCUAAAGUUUGGGAUGAAUUUGUUGCUGCCAGAAAUGAUGUUGAUAGUGUCAUCGAAAAACUUCAAAAAGAUGUGGAAGCUGUUAUUGCUAAACCAAAAAGAUCAAGCGAAGAAGCAGCAGCUGAUUUGGAACAACUCCAAAAGAGCAACAAUCAACGCGAUGAACUCAACAGCAAAGUUGCCAAUUUGCAACAACUCUCUGAAUUGUUGGAUCCACUCGAAAGCGCCUACGCUGAUGUUCGAUUCCUCGAUGUCGAUUCUGAACAAACACAACAUCAAUACGAUGAUGUGCUCAAUGAUUUGGCAACUGAACUCGAAGACGAAAAACUUCUUCGUGAGUCAGCCGAUCAAGUUAUCAAGGAAAUCGAAAACAUCAAGACAAUGAUUGACAACAACGAUCCCGACAAAUCGGUGCUUGACACAAUCGCAAAGACAGAUGUUCCAGCUCUCAAAGCACAAAUCAAUCGUAUUCAAGACAAGAUUGUGAAUGCUGAUGUUUCACGAAAACAUGUUGCAACUGAUCCAAGCAUAGCUGAUGAUUUGAACAAGAAAUUGGAACAACUCGAAUCGGAACUCAGUGAUGCCAUCAAGACUGCCGAAGAAGCUGAUAAAGAACAAUUGAUUUUGCAAUUGACUCUCAAACUCAGCCAACUUCAUCAACUACCAUUGGAUCAAUUGACACCGGAUGAAUUGAAAUCGGCCGAGAAAGAUAUCAACACUUCCUCAUUAUCACCAGAAGAAGCUGCACCACUAUUGGAAAAAAUUCAAUCAUUGCGUGAUGCCAAACAAGAAAAUGAUGCAGCAAGAUCUGAGGCUAAAGACAAAUUGCAAGCUCUUGAAAAACAAGCUGAAGAUGUUAUGGCCAAAGAUGGUGCCAAAAAGAAAAAGAAGGACAAGAAAAAGUCACCAGCUGAAGUUAUUGAUGAACUCAAAAACAAGAUAAUUGAUGCGCAAUCUCUAAUUCCAAAAGUUGAACAAUUGGAAAAAGAUGUAAACCUUCCAGCCGAUGACAAACCAAAAGCAGAAAAUCUUGUUUCGAGUCUUGAAAAUUUUGUUAAGGAUCUUGAAAAACAAGUGAUUGAGAAACAAGCCGACUUAGACCAGCUCAACAAUGCUACUGAUGCGCUUAAACGUCUCGAAGAUGCUUUGGUUGAUGCCGAAAAGAGCGCCGAUGCACUUCCUAAAAACUCGUCGACUCCAUUGAACGAAUUCAAAGAUCGAAUCGCUCCACACAUUGCUGCUCUGGUUGAUGAUAUCAAACAAGUUCCAUCAACUCUUGAAAAUGAUGCUGAAAAUUUGCGCCAACGGGCCAACAAAUUCCAAGACGAUUUGAGCAAGAAUGUGCAAAAAGCUAUCGACGACGAGAAGCGCGUGGACGAGCUCAAGAAAAAUGUAUCUGAUGCAACCAAAAAAUUGGAUGAAAUUUUGCCAAAAUAUCAAAAUCAAUCGCAACCACUUGAUAUUGCCAAACAAGAUGCUGAAAAACUCAAAGACAUCUUGGAUACAUUGAACAAAUUGGCUGAAUUUGAAAAUAUCGAACCACAAGUUGCCAAAGAGCUCAAAGAUUCUCGAUCGAAAAACAAAGAAUUGUUGACCGCUCUUGAGAAAGCUAUUCCACAAGAAGAAGCUCUCCGCCAAGAACAAAAUGCACUCAAUGACAAGUUGGCUGAUCUUCGCCAAAAAUUGUCGAGCGCUGAUGAAUUUGCUCCAGAAAAUGCAUUGCCAAUCGUCAAUAACAUUAUUGAUGAUGCAGCCAAUCUCAAAAAGCAAGCCGGUGAGAACAAGGAAAAAGUCGAAACUCCAAGUGCACUAAUUUCACAUGAAGAUUUGGACAAGACAAUCCCAGAUAAAAUCUUCCAACUUCAACACGAUGCCGACGACAAAAAACAAGCACUUGACAAUGCUGUCAAUGUUCAAGAAGUCGCUCCAAAACUUCAACUUUUGGCUCAACAACUCCAAGCUUUGCCAAACGAGCUUCCAACAAGCAUUGAUGAUCAACAAUCCGCCAUCGAAGACCUUGAAAACAAAAAGCACAAUUUGGAGAACUUGCUUGCUAACUUGCCAGAAAAUGAUCCAGCAGCCGAAGAGUUGCGUCAAAAGAGUGCAUGGGAUUUGUCAAAGAUCAACGAUUUGUUGAAAAAACUCGGAAACGCUGUCGGUGACAAAUUGGCUGCUCUUGCAACUUUCAACGCUGCUCGCAAAAAUGCUGAAGAUACUCUUCUCGACAUCACCAAACAAGAUCCAACAAGUGAUUCACAAAAAUCGCCACAAGAGCUCAUCGAUGAAUUGGCCAGAAAAGAAGAUUCAAUUGCGAAACUUCGAAACACUAUUGAUCAAUUACAACCAGAUCAACUCGAUGAGAAAGAGCGUAAAGAGUACGAUGAUUUGUUGGCACAACUCAACAAUGCCGCUGAAGCUCUUAAGGUAUGUUAACAUUUUAAGUUUCUCGAAUUUUAUUCCACAACUCAUAUUUGUUUUUUUCAGAAGAAGCGCGCAGAUGCCGAGCAAGAUCUCAAAAACAAAGAAGCCGAGCAACAACUUCAUGAUGCUGUCGAACGUAUCGGUUCUCGACUCGCUCCACUUGUCCGCCAAGCCGACGAGCUUCUUCACAAUGCUGAAGCUGUUCCAACCGAAUAUGCUCCAACCGCCCAAGAACUUAGCAAAGAACUCGAGAAGGCAAAUGAGCUUAUAACAAGUGCACCAUCGAAUGAUUCACACGUUCAAAGUCUUCUACCAGCAAUUGAAGCUGCAAAACAACUAAUUCCGGCUCUCGAAGAGAAGGCUAAAGUUUGGGAUGAAUUUGUUGCUGCCAGAAAUGAUGUUGAUAGUGUCAUCGAAAAACUUCAAAAAGAUGUGGAAGCUGUUAUUGCUAAACCAAAAAGAUCAAGCGAAGAAGCAGCAGCUGAUUUGGAACAACUCCAAAAGAGCAACAAUCAACGCGAUGAACUCAACAGCAAAGUUGCCAAUUUGCAACAACUCUCUGAAUUGUUGGAUCCACUCGAAAGCGCCUACGCUGAUGUUCGAUUCCUCGAUGUCGAUUCUGAACAAACACAACAUCAAUACGAUGAUGUGCUCAAUGAUUUGGCAACUGAACUCGAAGACGAAAAACUUCUUCGUGAGUCAGCCGAUCAAGUUAUCAAGGAAAUCGAAAACAUCAAGACAAUGAUUGACAACAACGAUCCCGACAAAUCGGUGCUUGACACAAUCGCAAAGACAGAUGUUCCAGCUCUCAAAGCACAAAUCAAUCGUAUUCAAGACAAGAUUGUGAAUGCUGAUGUUUCACGAAAACAUGUUGCAACUGAUCCAAGCAUAGCUGAUGAUUUGAACAAGAAAUUGGAACAACUCGAAUCGGAACUCAGUGAUGCCAUCAAGACUGCCGAAGAAGCUGAUAAAGAACAAUUGAUUUUGCAAUUGACUCUCAAACUCAGCCAACUUCAUCAACUACCAUUGGAUCAAUUGACACCGGAUGAAUUGAAAUCGGCCGAGAAAGAUAUCAACACUUCCUCAUUAUCACCAGAAGAAGCUGCACCACUAUUGGAAAAAAUUCAAUCAUUGCGUGAUGCCAAACAAGAAAAUGAUGCAGCAAGAUCUGAGGCUAAAGACAAAUUGCAAGCUCUUGAAAAACAAGCUGAAGAUGUUAUGGCCAAAGAUGGUGCCAAAAAGAAAAAGAAGGACAAGAAAAAGUCACCAGCUGAAGUUAUUGAUGAACUCAAAAACAAGAUAAUUGAUGCGCAAUCUCUAAUUCCAAAAGUUGAACAAUUGGAAAAAGAUGUAAACCUUCCAGCCGAUGACAAACCAAAAGCAGAAAAUCUUGUUUCGAGUCUUGAAAAUUUUGUUAAGGAUCUUGAAAAACAAGUGAUUGAGAAACAAGCCGACUUAGACCAGCUCAACAAUGCUACUGAUGCGCUUAAACGUCUCGAAGAUGCUUUGGUUGAUGCCGAAAAGAGCGCCGAUGCACUUCCUAAAAACUCGUCGACUCCAUUGAACGAAUUCAAAGAUCGAAUCGCUCCACACAUUGCUGCUCUGGUUGAUGAUAUCAAACAAGUUCCAUCAACUCUUGAAAAUGAUGCUGAAAAUUUGCGCCAACGGGCCAACAAAUUCCAAGACGAUUUGAGCAAGAAUGUGCAAAAAGCUAUCGACGACGAGAAGCGCGUGGACGAGCUCAAGAAAAAUGUAUCUGAUGCAACCAAAAAUUGGAUGAAAUUUUGCCAAAAUAUCAAAAUCAAUCGCAACCACUUGAUAUUGCCAAACAAGAUGCUGAAAAACUCAAAGACAUCUUGGAUACAUUGAACAAAUUGGCUGAAUUUGAAAAUAUCGAACCACAAGUUGCCAAAGAGCUCAAAGAUUCUCGAUCGAAAAACAAAGAAUUGUUGACCGCUCUUGAGAAAGCUAUUCCACAAGAAGAAGCUCUCCGCCAAGAACAAAAUGCACUCAAUGACAAGUUGGCUGAUCUUCGCCAAAAAUUGUCGAGCGCUGAUGAAUUUGCUCCAGAAAAUGCAUUGCCAAUCGUCAAUAACAUUAUUGAUGAUGCAGCCAAUCUCAAAAAGCAAGCCGGUGAGAACAAGGAAAAAGUCGAAACUCCAAGUGCACUAAUUUCACAUGAAGAUUUGGACAAGACAAUCCCAGAUAAAAUCUUCCAACUUCAACACGAUGCCGACGACAAAAAACAAGCACUUGACAAUGCUGUCAAUGUUCAAGAAGUCGCUCCAAAACUUCAACUUUUGGCUCAACAACUCCAAGCUUUGCCAAACGAGCUUCCAACAAGCAUUGAUGAUCAACAAUCCGCCAUCGAAGACCUUGAAAACAAAAAGCACAAUUUGGAGAACUUGCUUGCUAACUUGCCAGAAAAUGAUCCAGCAGCCGAAGAGUUGCGUCAAAAGAGUGCAUGGGAUUUGUCAAAGAUCAACGAUUUGUUGAAAAAACUCGGAAACGCUGUCGGUGACAAAUUGGCUGCUCUUGCAACUUUCAACGCUGCUCGCAAAAAUGCUGAAGAUACUCUUCUCGACAUCACCAAACAAGAUCCAACAAGUGAUUCACAAAAAUCGCCACAAGAGCUCAUCGAUGAAUUGGCCAGAAAAGAAGAUUCAAUUGCGAAACUUCGAAACACUAUUGAUCAAUUACAACCAGAUCAACUCGAUGAGAAAGAGCGUAAAGAGUACGAUGAUUUGUUGGCACAACUCAACAAUGCCGCUGAAGCUCUUAAGGUAUGUUAACAUUUUAAGUUUCUCGAAUUUUAUUCCACAACUCAUAUUUGUUUUUUUCAGAAGAAGCGCGCAGAUGCCGAGCAAGAUCUCAAAAACAAAGAAGCCGAGCAACAACUUCAUGAUGCUGUCGAACGUAUCGGUUCUCGACUCGCUCCACUUGUCCGCCAAGCCGACGAGCUUCUUCACAAUGCUGAAGCUGUUCCAACCGAAUAUGCUCCAACCGCCCAAGAACUUAGCAAAGAACUCGAGAAGGCAAAUGAGCUUAUAACAAGUGCACCAUCGAAUGAUUCACACGUUCAAAGUCUUCUACCAGCAAUUGAAGCUGCAAAACAACUAAUUCCGGCUCUCGAAGAGAAGGCUAAAGUUUGGGAUGAAUUUGUUGCUGCCAGAAAUGAUGUUGAUAGUGUCAUCGAAAAACUUCAAAAGAUGUGGAAGCUGUUAUUGCUAAACCAAAAAGAUCAAGCGAAGAAGCAGCAGCUGAUUUGGAACAACUCCAAAAGAGCAACAAUCAACGCGAUGAACUCAACAGCAAAGUUGCCAAUUUGCAACAACUCUCUGAAUUGUUGGAUCCACUCGAAAGCGCCUACGCUGAUGUUCGAUUCCUCGAUGUCGAUUCUGAACAAACACAACAUCAAUACGAUGAUGUGCUCAAUGAUUUGGCAACUGAACUCGAAGACGAAAAACUUCUUCGUGAGUCAGCCGAUCAAGUUAUCAAGGAAAUCGAAAACAUCAAGACAAUGAUUGACAACAACGAUCCCGACAAAUCGGUGCUUGACACAAUCGCAAAGACAGAUGUUCCAGCUCUCAAAGCACAAAUCAAUCGUAUUCAAGACAAGAUUGUGAAUGCUGAUGUUUCACGAAAACAUGUUGCAACUGAUCCAAGCAUAGCUGAUGAUUUGAACAAGAAAUUGGAACAACUCGAAUCGGAACUCAGUGAUGCCAUCAAGACUGCCGAAGAAGCUGAUAAAGAACAAUUGAUUUUGCAAUUGACUCUCAAACUCAGCCAACUUCAUCAACUACCAUUGGAUCAAUUGACACCGGAUGAAUUGAAAUCGGCCGAGAAAGAUAUCAACACUUCCUCAUUAUCACCAGAAGAAGCUGCACCACUAUUGGAAAAAAUUCAAUCAUUGCGUGAUGCCAAACAAGAAAAUGAUGCAGCAAGAUCUGAGGCUAAAGACAAAUUGCAAGCUCUUGAAAAACAAGCUGAAGAUGUUAUGGCCAAAGAUGGUGCCAAAAAGAAAAAGAAGGACAAGAAAAAGUCACCAGCUGAAGUUAUUGAUGAACUCAAAAACAAGAUAAUUGAUGCGCAAUCUCUAAUUCCAAAAGUUGAACAAUUGGAAAAAGAUGUAAACCUUCCAGCCGAUGACAAACCAAAAGCAGAAAAUCUUGUUUCGAGUCUUGAAAAUUUUGUUAAGGAUCUUGAAAAACAAGUGAUUGAGAAACAAGCCGACUUAGACCAGCUCAACAAUGCUACUGAUGCGCUUAAACGUCUCGAAGAUGCUUUGGUUGAUGCCGAAAAGAGCGCCGAUGCACUUCCUAAAAACUCGUCGACUCCAUUGAACGAAUUCAAAGAUCGAAUCGCUCCACACAUUGCUGCUCUGGUUGAUGAUAUCAAACAAGUUCCAUCAACUCUUGAAAAUGAUGCUGAAAAUUUGCGCCAACGGGCCAACAAAUUCCAAGACGAUUUGAGCAAGAAUGUGCAAAAAGCUAUCGACGACGAGAAGCGCGUGGACGAGCUCAAGAAAAAUGUAUCUGAUGCAACCAAAAAAUUGGAUGAAAUUUUGCCAAAAUAUCAAAAUCAAUCGCAACCACUUGAUAUUGCCAAACAAGAUGCUGAAAAACUCAAAGACAUCUUGGAUACAUUGAACAAAUUGGCUGAAUUUGAAAAUAUCGAACCACAAGUUGCCAAAGAGCUCAAAGAUUCUCGAUCGAAAAACAAAGAAUUGUUGACCGCUCUUGAGAAAGCUAUUCCACAAGAAGAAGCUCUCCGCCAAGAACAAAAUGCACUCAAUGACAAGUUGGCUGAUCUUCGCCAAAAAUUGUCGAGCGCUGAUGAAUUUGCUCCAGAAAAUGCAUUGCCAAUCGUCAAUAACAUUAUUGAUGAUGCAGCCAAUCUCAAAAAGCAAGCCGGUGAGAACAAGGAAAAAGUCGAAACUCCAAGUGCACUAAUUUCACAUGAAGAUUUGGACAAGACAAUCCCAGAUAAAAUCUUCCAACUUCAACACGAUGCCGACGACAAAAAACAAGCACUUGACAAUGCUGUCAAUGUUCAAGAAGUCGCUCCAAAACUUCAACUUUUGGCUCAACAACUCCAAGCUUUGCCAAACGAGCUUCCAACAAGCAUUGAUGAUCAACAAUCCGCCAUCGAAGACCUUGAAAACAAAAAGCACAAUUUGGAGAACUUGCUUGCUAACUUGCCAGAAAAUGAUCCAGCAGCCGAAGAGUUGCGUCAAAAGAGUGCAUGGGAUUUGUCAAAGAUCAACGAUUUGUUGAAAAAACUCGGAAACGCUGUCGGUGACAAAUUGGCUGCUCUUGCAACUUUCAACGCUGCUCGCAAAAAUGCUGAAGAUACUCUUCUCGACAUCACCAAACAAGAUCCAACAAGUGAUUCACAAAAAUCGCCACAAGAGCUCAUCGAUGAAUUGGCCAGAAAAGAAGAUUCAAUUGCGAAACUUCGAAACACUAUUGAUCAAUUACAACCAGAUCAACUCGAUGAGAAAGAGCGUAAAGAGUACGAUGAUUUGUUGGCACAACUCAACAAUGCCGCUGAAGCUCUUAAGGUAUGUUAACAUUUUAAGUUUCUCGAAUUUUAUUCCACAACUCAUAUUUGUUUUUUUCAGAAGAAGCGCGCAGAUGCCGAGCAAGAUCUCAAAAACAAAGAAGCCGAGCAACAACUUCAUGAUGCUGUCGAACGUAUCGGUUCUCGACUCGCUCCACUUGUCCGCCAAGCCGACGAGCUUCUUCACAAUGCUGAAGCUGUUCCAACCGAAUAUGCUCCAACCGCCCAAGAACUUAGCAAAGAACUCGAGAAGGCAAAUGAGCUUAUAACAAGUGCACCAUCGAAUGAUUCACACGUUCAAAGUCUUCUACCAGCAAUUGAAGCUGCAAAACAACUAAUUCCGGCUCUCGAAGAGAAGGCUAAAGUUUGGGAUGAAUUUGUUGCUGCCAGAAAUGAUGUUGAUAGUGUCAUCGAAAAACUUCAAAAGAUGUGGAAGCUGUUAUUGCUAAACCAAAAAGAUCAAGCGAAGAAGCAGCAGCUGAUUUGGAACAACUCCAAAAGAGCAACAAUCAACGCGAUGAACUCAACAGCAAAGUUGCCAAUUUGCAACAACUCUCUGAAUUGUUGGAUCCACUCGAAAGCGCCUACGCUGAUGUUCGAUUCCUCGAUGUCGAUUCUGAACAAACACAACAUCAAUACGAUGAUGUGCUCAAUGAUUUGGCAACUGAACUCGAAGACGAAAAACUUCUUCGUGAGUCAGCCGAUCAAGUUAUCAAGGAAAUCGAAAACAUCAAGACAAUGAUUGACAACAACGAUCCCGACAAAUCGGUGCUUGACACAAUCGCAAAGACAGAUGUUCCAGCUCUCAAAGCACAAAUCAAUCGUAUUCAAGACAAGAUUGUGAAUGCUGAUGUUUCACGAAAACAUGUUGCAACUGAUCCAAGCAUAGCUGAUGAUUUGAACAAGAAAUUGGAACAACUCGAAUCGGAACUCAGUGAUGCCAUCAAGACUGCCGAAGAAGCUGAUAAAGAACAAUUGAUUUUGCAAUUGACUCUCAAACUCAGCCAACUUCAUCAACUACCAUUGGAUCAAUUGACACCGGAUGAAUUGAAAUCGGCCGAGAAAGAUAUCAACACUUCCUCAUUAUCACCAGAAGAAGCUGCACCACUAUUGGAAAAAAUUCAAUCAUUGCGUGAUGCCAAACAAGAAAAUGAUGCAGCAAGAUCUGAGGCUAAAGACAAAUUGCAAGCUCUUGAAAAACAAGCUGAAGAUGUUAUGGCCAAAGAUGGUGCCAAAAAGAAAAAGAAGGACAAGAAAAAGUCACCAGCUGAAGUUAUUGAUGAACUCAAAAACAAGAUAAUUGAUGCGCAAUCUCUAAUUCCAAAAGUUGAACAAUUGGAAAAAGAUGUAAACCUUCCAGCCGAUGACAAACCAAAAGCAGAAAAUCUUGUUUCGAGUCUUGAAAAUUUUGUUAAGGAUCUUGAAAAACAAGUGAUUGAGAAACAAGCCGACUUAGACCAGCUCAACAAUGCUACUGAUGCGCUUAAACGUCUCGAAGAUGCUUUGGUUGAUGCCGAAAAGAGCGCCGAUGCACUUCCUAAAAACUCGUCGACUCCAUUGAACGAAUUCAAAGAUCGAAUCGCUCCACACAUUGCUGCUCUGGUUGAUGAUAUCAAACAAGUUCCAUCAACUCUUGAAAAUGAUGCUGAAAAUUUGCGCCAACGGGCCAACAAAUUCCAAGACGAUUUGAGCAAGAAUGUGCAAAAAGCUAUCGACGACGAGAAGCGCGUGGACGAGCUCAAGAAAAAUGUAUCUGAUGCAACCAAAAAAUUGGAUGAAAUUUUGCCAAAAUAUCAAAAUCAAUCGCAACCACUUGAUAUUGCCAAACAAGAUGCUGAAAAACUCAAAGACAUCUUGGAUACAUUGAACAAAUUGGCUGAAUUUGAAAAUAUCGAACCACAAGUUGCCAAAGAGCUCAAAGAUUCUCGAUCGAAAAACAAAGAAUUGUUGACCGCUCUUGAGAAAGCUAUUCCACAAGAAGAAGCUCUCCGCCAAGAACAAAAUGCACUCAAUGACAAGUUGGCUGAUCUUCGCCAAAAAUUGUCGAGCGCUGAUGAAUUUGCUCCAGAAAAUGCAUUGCCAAUCGUCAAUAACAUUAUUGAUGAUGCAGCCAAUCUCAAAAAGCAAGCCGGUGAGAACAAGGAAAAAGUCGAAACUCCAAGUGCACUAAUUUCACAUGAAGAUUUGGACAAGACAAUCCCAGAUAAAAUCUUCCAACUUCAACACGAUGCCGACGACAAAAAACAAGCACUUGACAAUGCUGUCAAUGUUCAAGAAGUCGCUCCAAAACUUCAACUUUUGGCUCAACAACUCCAAGCUUUGCCAAACGAGCUUCCAACAAGCAUUGAUGAUCAACAAUCCGCCAUCGAAGACCUUGAAAACAAAAAGCACAAUUUGGAGAACUUGCUUGCUAACUUGCCAGAAAAUGAUCCAGCAGCCGAAGAGUUGCGUCAAAAGAGUGCAUGGGAUUUGUCAAAGAUCAACGAUUUGUUGAAAAAACUCGGAAACGCUGUCGGUGACAAAUUGGCUGCUCUUGCAACUUUCAACGCUGCUCGCAAAAAUGCUGAAGAUACUCUUCUCGACAUCACCAAACAAGAUCCAACAAGUGAUUCACAAAAAUCGCCACAAGAGCUCAUCGAUGAAUUGGCCAGAAAAGAAGAUUCAAUUGCGAAACUUCGAAACACUAUUGAUCAAUUACAACCAGAUCAACUCGAUGAGAAAGAGCGUAAAGAGUACGAUGAUUUGUUGGCACAACUCAACAAUGCCGCUGAAGCUCUUAAGGUAUGUUAACAUUUUAAGUUUCUCGAAUUUUAUUCCACAACUCAUAUUUGUUUUUUUCAGAAGAAGCGCGCAGAUGCCGAGCAAGAUCUCAAAAACAAAGAAGCCGAGCAACAACUUCAUGAUGCUGUCGAACGUAUCGGUUCUCGACUCGCUCCACUUGUCCGCCAAGCCGACGAGCUUCUUCACAAUGCUGAAGCUGUUCCAACCGAAUAUGCUCCAACCGCCCAAGAACUUAGCAAAGAACUCGAGAAGGCAAAUGAGCUUAUAACAAGUGCACCAUCGAAUGAUUCACACGUUCAAAGUCUUCUACCAGCAAUUGAAGCUGCAAAACAACUAAUUCCGGCUCUCGAAGAGAAGGCUAAAGUUUGGGAUGAAUUUGUUGCUGCCAGAAAUGAUGUUGAUAGUGUCAUCGAAAAACUUCAAAAAGAUGUGGAAGCUGUUAUUGCUAAACCAAAAAGAUCAAGCGAAGAAGCAGCAGCUGAUUUGGAACAACUCCAAAAGAGCAACAAUCAACGCGAUGAACUCAACAGCAAAGUUGCCAAUUUGCAACAACUCUCUGAAUUGUUGGAUCCACUCGAAAGCGCCUACGCUGAUGUUCGAUUCCUCGAUGUCGAUUCUGAACAAACACAACAUCAAUACGAUGAUGUGCUCAAUGAUUUGGCAACUGAACUCGAAGACGAAAAACUUCUUCGUGAGUCAGCCGAUCAAGUUAUCAAGGAAAUCGAAAACAUCAAGACAAUGAUUGACAACAACGAUCCCGACAAAUCGGUGCUUGACACAAUCGCAAAGACAGAUGUUCCAGCUCUCAAAGCACAAAUCAAUCGUAUUCAAGACAAGAUUGUGAAUGCUGAUGUUUCACGAAAACAUGUUGCAACUGAUCCAAGCAUAGCUGAUGAUUUGAACAAGAAAUUGGAACAACUCGAAUCGGAACUCAGUGAUGCCAUCAAGACUGCCGAAGAAGCUGAUAAAGAACAAUUGAUUUUGCAAUUGACUCUCAAACUCAGCCAACUUCAUCAACUACCAUUGGAUCAAUUGACACCGGAUGAAUUGAAAUCGGCCGAGAAAGAUAUCAACACUUCCUCAUUAUCACCAGAAGAAGCUGCACCACUAUUGGAAAAAAUUCAAUCAUUGCGUGAUGCCAAACAAGAAAAUGAUGCAGCAAGAUCUGAGGCUAAAGACAAAUUGCAAGCUCUUGAAAAACAAGCUGAAGAUGUUAUGGCCAAAGAUGGUGCCAAAAAGAAAAAGAAGGACAAGAAAAAGUCACCAGCUGAAGUUAUUGAUGAACUCAAAAACAAGAUAAUUGAUGCGCAAUCUCUAAUUCCAAAAGUUGAACAAUUGGAAAAAGAUGUAAACCUUCCAGCCGAUGACAAACCAAAAGCAGAAAAUCUUGUUUCGAGUCUUGAAAAUUUUGUUAAGGAUCUUGAAAAACAAGUGAUUGAGAAACAAGCCGACUUAGACCAGCUCAACAAUGCUACUGAUGCGCUUAAACGUCUCGAAGAUGCUUUGGUUGAUGCCGAAAAGAGCGCCGAUGCACUUCCUAAAAACUCGUCGACUCCAUUGAACGAAUUCAAAGAUCGAAUCGCUCCACACAUUGCUGCUCUGGUUGAUGAUAUCAAACAAGUUCCAUCAACUCUUGAAAAUGAUGCUGAAAAUUUGCGCCAACGGGCCAACAAAUUCCAAGACGAUUUGAGCAAGAAUGUGCAAAAAGCUAUCGACGACGAGAAGCGCGUGGACGAGCUCAAGAAAAAUGUAUCUGAUGCAACCAAAAAAUUGGAUGAAAUUUUGCCAAAAUAUCAAAAUCAAUCGCAACCACUUGAUAUUGCCAAACAAGAUGCUGAAAAACUCAAAGACAUCUUGGAUACAUUGAACAAAUUGGCUGAAUUUGAAAAUAUCGAACCACAAGUUGCCAAAGAGCUCAAAGAUUCUCGAUCGAAAAACAAAGAAUUGUUGACCGCUCUUGAGAAAGCUAUUCCACAAGAAGAAGCUCUCCGCCAAGAACAAAAUGCACUCAAUGACAAGUUGGCUGAUCUUCGCCAAAAAUUGUCGAGCGCUGAUGAAUUUGCUCCAGAAAAUGCAUUGCCAAUCGUCAAUAACAUUAUUGAUGAUGCAGCCAAUCUCAAAAAGCAAGCCGGUGAGAACAAGGAAAAAGUCGAAACUCCAAGUGCACUAAUUUCACAUGAAGAUUUGGACAAGACAAUCCCAGAUAAAAUCUUCCAACUUCAACACGAUGCCGACGACAAAAAACAAGCACUUGACAAUGCUGUCAAUGUUCAAGAAGUCGCUCCAAAACUUCAACUUUUGGCUCAACAACUCCAAGCUUUGCCAAACGAGCUUCCAACAAGCAUUGAUGAUCAACAAUCCGCCAUCGAAGACCUUGAAAACAAAAAGCACAAUUUGGAGAACUUGCUUGCUAACUUGCCAGAAAAUGAUCCAGCAGCCGAAGAGUUGCGUCAAAAGAGUGCAUGGGAUUUGUCAAAGAUCAACGAUUUGUUGAAAAAACUCGGAAACGCUGUCGGUGACAAAUUGGCUGCUCUUGCAACUUUCAACGCUGCUCGCAAAAAUGCUGAAGAUACUCUUCUCGACAUCACCAAACAAGAUCCAACAAGUGAUUCACAAAAAUCGCCACAAGAGCUCAUCGAUGAAUUGGCCAGAAAAGAAGAUUCAAUUGCGAAACUUCGAAACACUAUUGAUCAAUUACAACCAGAUCAACUCGAUGAGAAAGAGCGUAAAGAGUACGAUGAUUUGUUGGCACAACUCAACAAUGCCGCUGAAGCUCUUAAGGUAUGUUAACAUUUUAAGUUUCUCGAAUUUUAUUCCACAACUCAUAUUUGUUUUUUUCAGAAGAAGCGCGCAGAUGCCGAGCAAGAUCUCAAAAACAAAGAAGCCGAGCAACAACUUCAUGAUGCUGUCGAACGUAUCGGUUCUCGACUCGCUCCACUUGUCCGCCAAGCCGACGAGCUUCUUCACAAUGCUGAAGCUGUUCCAACCGAAUAUGCUCCAACCGCCCAAGAACUUAGCAAAGAACUCGAGAAGGCAAAUGAGCUUAUAACAAGUGCACCAUCGAAUGAUUCACACGUUCAAAGUCUUCUACCAGCAAUUGAAGCUGCAAAACAACUAAUUCCGGCUCUCGAAGAGAAGGCUAAAGUUUGGGAUGAAUUUGUUGCUGCCAGAAAUGAUGUUGAUAGUGUCAUCGAAAAACUUCAAAAAGAUGUGGAAGCUGUUAUUGCUAAACCAAAAAGAUCAAGCGAAGAAGCAGCAGCUGAUUUGGAACAACUCCAAAAGAGCAACAAUCAACGCGAUGAACUCAACAGCAAAGUUGCCAAUUUGCAACAACUCUCUGAAUUGUUGGAUCCACUCGAAAGCGCCUACGCUGAUGUUCGAUUCCUCGAUGUCGAUUCUGAACAAACACAACAUCAAUACGAUGAUGUGCUCAAUGAUUUGGCAACUGAACUCGAAGACGAAAAACUUCUUCGUGAGUCAGCCGAUCAAGUUAUCAAGGAAAUCGAAAACAUCAAGACAAUGAUUGACAACAACGAUCCCGACAAAUCGGUGCUUGACACAAUCGCAAAGACAGAUGUUCCAGCUCUCAAAGCACAAAUCAAUCGUAUUCAAGACAAGAUUGUGAAUGCUGAUGUUUCACGAAAACAUGUUGCAACUGAUCCAAGCAUAGCUGAUGAUUUGAACAAGAAAUUGGAACAACUCGAAUCGGAACUCAGUGAUGCCAUCAAGACUGCCGAAGAAGCUGAUAAAGAACAAUUGAUUUUGCAAUUGACUCUCAAACUCAGCCAACUUCAUCAACUACCAUUGGAUCAAUUGACACCGGAUGAAUUGAAAUCGGCCGAGAAAGAUAUCAACACUUCCUCAUUAUCACCAGAAGAAGCUGCACCACUAUUGGAAAAAAUUCAAUCAUUGCGUGAUGCCAAACAAGAAAAUGAUGCAGCAAGAUCUGAGGCUAAAGACAAAUUGCAAGCUCUUGAAAAACAAGCUGAAGAUGUUAUGGCCAAAGAUGGUGCCAAAAAGAAAAAGAAGGACAAGAAAAAGUCACCAGCUGAAGUUAUUGAUGAACUCAAAAACAAGAUAAUUGAUGCGCAAUCUCUAAUUCCAAAAGUUGAACAAUUGGAAAAAGAUGUAAACCUUCCAGCCGAUGACAAACCAAAAGCAGAAAAUCUUGUUUCGAGUCUUGAAAAUUUUGUUAAGGAUCUUGAAAAACAAGUGAUUGAGAAACAAGCCGACUUAGACCAGCUCAACAAUGCUACUGAUGCGCUUAAACGUCUCGAAGAUGCUUUGGUUGAUGCCGAAAAGAGCGCCGAUGCACUUCCUAAAAACUCGUCGACUCCAUUGAACGAAUUCAAAGAUCGAAUCGCUCCACACAUUGCUGCUCUGGUUGAUGAUAUCAAACAAGUUCCAUCAACUCUUGAAAAUGAUGCUGAAAAUUUGCGCCAACGGGCCAACAAAUUCCAAGACGAUUUGAGCAAGAAUGUGCAAAAAGCUAUCGACGACGAGAAGCGCGUGGACGAGCUCAAGAAAAAUGUAUCUGAUGCAACCAAAAAAUUGGAUGAAAUUUUGCCAAAAUAUCAAAAUCAAUCGCAACCACUUGAUAUUGCCAAACAAGAUGCUGAAAAACUCAAAGACAUCUUGGAUACAUUGAACAAAUUGGCUGAAUUUGAAAAUAUCGAACCACAAGUUGCCAAAGAGCUCAAAGAUUCUCGAUCGAAAAACAAAGAAUUGUUGACCGCUCUUGAGAAAGCUAUUCCACAAGAAGAAGCUCUCCGCCAAGAACAAAAUGCACUCAAUGACAAGUUGGCUGAUCUUCGCCAAAAAUUGUCGAGCGCUGAUGAAUUUGCUCCAGAAAAUGCAUUGCCAAUCGUCAAUAACAUUAUUGAUGAUGCAGCCAAUCUCAAAAAGCAAGCCGGUGAGAACAAGGAAAAAGUCGAAACUCCAAGUGCACUAAUUUCACAUGAAGAUUUGGACAAGACAAUCCCAGAUAAAAUCUUCCAACUUCAACACGAUGCCGACGACAAAAAACAAGCACUUGACAAUGCUGUCAAUGUUCAAGAAGUCGCUCCAAAACUUCAACUUUUGGCUCAACAACUCCAAGCUUUGCCAAACGAGCUUCCAACAAGCAUUGAUGAUCAACAAUCCGCCAUCGAAGACCUUGAAAACAAAAAGCACAAUUUGGAGAACUUGCUUGCUAACUUGCCAGAAAAUGAUCCAGCAGCCGAAGAGUUGCGUCAAAAGAGUGCAUGGGAUUUGUCAAAGAUCAACGAUUUGUUGAAAAAACUCGGAAACGCUGUCGGUGACAAAUUGGCUGCUCUUGCAACUUUCAACGCUGCUCGCAAAAAUGCUGAAGAUACUCUUCUCGACAUCACCAAACAAGAUCCAACAAGUGAUUCACAAAAAUCGCCACAAGAGCUCAUCGAUGAAUUGGCCAGAAAAGAAGAUUCAAUUGCGAAACUUCGAAACACUAUUGAUCAAUUACAACCAGAUCAACUCGAUGAGAAAGAGCGUAAAGAGUACGAUGAUUUGUUGGCACAACUCAACAAUGCCGCUGAAGCUCUUAAGGUAUGUUAACAUUUUAAGUUUCUCGAAUUUUAUUCCACAACUCAUAUUUGUUUUUUUCAGAAGAAGCGCGCAGAUGCCGAGCAAGAUCUCAAAAACAAAGAAGCCGAGCAACAACUUCAUGAUGCUGUCGAACGUAUCGGUUCUCGACUCGCUCCACUUGUCCGCCAAGCCGACGAGCUUCUUCACAAUGCUGAAGCUGUUCCAACCGAAUAUGCUCCAACCGCCCAAGAACUUAGCAAAGAACUCGAGAAGGCAAAUGAGCUUAUAACAAGUGCACCAUCGAAUGAUUCACACGUUCAAAGUCUUCUACCAGCAAUUGAAGCUGCAAAACAACUAAUUCCGGCUCUCGAAGAGAAGGCUAAAGUUUGGGAUGAAUUUGUUGCUGCCAGAAAUGAUGUUGAUAGUGUCAUCGAAAAACUUCAAAAAGAUGUGGAAGCUGUUAUUGCUAAACCAAAAAGAUCAAGCGAAGAAGCAGCAGCUGAUUUGGAACAACUCCAAAAGAGCAACAAUCAACGCGAUGAACUCAACAGCAAAGUUGCCAAUUUGCAACAACUCUCUGAAUUGUUGGAUCCACUCGAAAGCGCCUACGCUGAUGUUCGAUUCCUCGAUGUCGAUUCUGAACAAACACAACAUCAAUACGAUGAUGUGCUCAAUGAUUUGGCAACUGAACUCGAAGACGAAAAACUUCUUCGUGAGUCAGCCGAUCAAGUUAUCAAGGAAAUCGAAAACAUCAAGACAAUGAUUGACAACAACGAUCCCGACAAAUCGGUGCUUGACACAAUCGCAAAGACAGAUGUUCCAGCUCUCAAAGCACAAAUCAAUCGUAUUCAAGACAAGAUUGUGAAUGCUGAUGUUUCACGAAAACAUGUUGCAACUGAUCCAAGCAUAGCUGAUGAUUUGAACAAGAAAUUGGAACAACUCGAAUCGGAACUCAGUGAUGCCAUCAAGACUGCCGAAGAAGCUGAUAAAGAACAAUUGAUUUUGCAAUUGACUCUCAAACUCAGCCAACUUCAUCAACUACCAUUGGAUCAAUUGACACCGGAUGAAUUGAAAUCGGCCGAGAAAGAUAUCAACACUUCCUCAUUAUCACCAGAAGAAGCUGCACCACUAUUGGAAAAAAUUCAAUCAUUGCGUGAUGCCAAACAAGAAAAUGAUGCAGCAAGAUCUGAGGCUAAAGACAAAUUGCAAGCUCUUGAAAAACAAGCUGAAGAUGUUAUGGCCAAAGAUGGUGCCAAAAAGAAAAAGAAGGACAAGAAAAAGUCACCAGCUGAAGUUAUUGAUGAACUCAAAAACAAGAUAAUUGAUGCGCAAUCUCUAAUUCCAAAAGUUGAACAAUUGGAAAAAGAUGUAAACCUUCCAGCCGAUGACAAACCAAAAGCAGAAAAUCUUGUUUCGAGUCUUGAAAAUUUUGUUAAGGAUCUUGAAAAACAAGUGAUUGAGAAACAAGCCGACUUAGACCAGCUCAACAAUGCUACUGAUGCGCUUAAACGUCUCGAAGAUGCUUUGGUUGAUGCCGAAAAGAGCGCCGAUGCACUUCCUAAAAACUCGUCGACUCCAUUGAACGAAUUCAAAGAUCGAAUCGCUCCACACAUUGCUGCUCUGGUUGAUGAUAUCAAACAAGUUCCAUCAACUCUUGAAAAUGAUGCUGAAAAUUUGCGCCAACGGGCCAACAAAUUCCAAGACGAUUUGAGCAAGAAUGUGCAAAAAGCUAUCGACGACGAGAAGCGCGUGGACGAGCUCAAGAAAAAUGUAUCUGAUGCAACCAAAAAAUUGGAUGAAAUUUUGCCAAAAUAUCAAAAUCAAUCGCAACCACUUGAUAUUGCCAAACAAGAUGCUGAAAAACUCAAAGACAUCUUGGAUACAUUGAACAAAUUGGCUGAAUUUGAAAAUAUCGAACCACAAGUUGCCAAAGAGCUCAAAGAUUCUCGAUCGAAAAACAAAGAAUUGUUGACCGCUCUUGAGAAAGCUAUUCCACAAGAAGAAGCUCUCCGCCAAGAACAAAAUGCACUCAAUGACAAGUUGGCUGAUCUUCGCCAAAAAUUGUCGAGCGCUGAUGAAUUUGCUCCAGAAAAUGCAUUGCCAAUCGUCAAUAACAUUAUUGAUGAUGCAGCCAAUCUCAAAAAGCAAGCCGGUGAGAACAAGGAAAAAGUCGAAACUCCAAGUGCACUAAUUUCACAUGAAGAUUUGGACAAGACAAUCCCAGAUAAAAUCUUCCAACUUCAACACGAUGCCGACGACAAAAAACAAGCACUUGACAAUGCUGUCAAUGUUCAAGAAGUCGCUCCAAAACUUCAACUUUUGGCUCAACAACUCCAAGCUUUGCCAAACGAGCUUCCAACAAGCAUUGAUGAUCAACAAUCCGCCAUCGAAGACCUUGAAAACAAAAAGCACAAUUUGGAGAACUUGCUUGCUAACUUGCCAGAAAAUGAUCCAGCAGCCGAAGAGUUGCGUCAAAAGAGUGCAUGGGAUUUGUCAAAGAUCAACGAUUUGUUGAAAAAACUCGGAAACGCUGUCGGUGACAAAUUGGCUGCUCUUGCAACUUUCAACGCUGCUCGCAAAAAUGCUGAAGAUACUCUUCUCGACAUCACCAAACAAGAUCCAACAAGUGAUUCACAAAAAUCGCCACAAGAGCUCAUCGAUGAAUUGGCCAGAAAAGAAGAUUCAAUUGCGAAACUUCGAAACACUAUUGAUCAAUUACAACCAGAUCAACUCGAUGAGAAAGAGCGUAAAGAGUACGAUGAUUUGUUGGCACAACUCAACAAUGCCGCUGAAGCUCUUAAGGUAUGUUAACAUUUUAAGUUUCUCGAAUUUUAUUCCACAACUCAUAUUUGUUUUUUUCAGAAGAAGCGCGCAGAUGCCGAGCAAGAUCUCAAAAACAAAGAAGCCGAGCAACAACUUCAUGAUGCUGUCGAACGUAUCGGUUCUCGACUCGCUCCACUUGUCCGCCAAGCCGACGAGCUUCUUCACAAUGCUGAAGCUGUUCCAACCGAAUAUGCUCCAACCGCCCAAGAACUUAGCAAAGAACUCGAGAAGGCAAAUGAGCUUAUAACAAGUGCACCAUCGAAUGAUUCACACGUUCAAAGUCUUCUACCAGCAAUUGAAGCUGCAAAACAACUAAUUCCGGCUCUCGAAGAGAAGGCUAAAGUUUGGGAUGAAUUUGUUGCUGCCAGAAAUGAUGUUGAUAGUGUCAUCGAAAAACUUCAAAAAGAUGUGGAAGCUGUUAUUGCUAAACCAAAAAGAUCAAGCGAAGAAGCAGCAGCUGAUUUGGAACAACUCCAAAAGAGCAACAAUCAACGCGAUGAACUCAACAGCAAAGUUGCCAAUUUGCAACAACUCUCUGAAUUGUUGGAUCCACUCGAAAGCGCCUACGCUGAUGUUCGAUUCCUCGAUGUCGAUUCUGAACAAACACAACAUCAAUACGAUGAUGUGCUCAAUGAUUUGGCAACUGAACUCGAAGACGAAAAACUUCUUCGUGAGUCAGCCGAUCAAGUUAUCAAGGAAAUCGAAAACAUCAAGACAAUGAUUGACAACAACGAUCCCGACAAAUCGGUGCUUGACACAAUCGCAAAGACAGAUGUUCCAGCUCUCAAAGCACAAAUCAAUCGUAUUCAAGACAAGAUUGUGAAUGCUGAUGUUUCACGAAAACAUGUUGCAACUGAUCCAAGCAUAGCUGAUGAUUUGAACAAGAAAUUGGAACAACUCGAAUCGGAACUCAGUGAUGCCAUCAAGACUGCCGAAGAAGCUGAUAAAGAACAAUUGAUUUUGCAAUUGACUCUCAAACUCAGCCAACUUCAUCAACUACCAUUGGAUCAAUUGACACCGGAUGAAUUGAAAUCGGCCGAGAAAGAUAUCAACACUUCCUCAUUAUCACCAGAAGAAGCUGCACCACUAUUGGAAAAAAUUCAAUCAUUGCGUGAUGCCAAACAAGAAAAUGAUGCAGCAAGAUCUGAGGCUAAAGACAAAUUGCAAGCUCUUGAAAAACAAGCUGAAGAUGUUAUGGCCAAAGAUGGUGCCAAAAAGAAAAAGAAGGACAAGAAAAAGUCACCAGCUGAAGUUAUUGAUGAACUCAAAAACAAGAUAAUUGAUGCGCAAUCUCUAAUUCCAAAAGUUGAACAAUUGGAAAAAAGAUGUAAACCUUCCAGCCGAUGACAAACCAAAAGCAGAAAAUCUUGUUUCGAGUCUUGAAAAUUUUGUUAAGGAUCUUGAAAAACAAGUGAUUGAGAAACAAGCCGACUUAGACCAGCUCAACAAUGCUACUGAUGCGCUUAAACGUCUCGAAGAUGCUUUGGUUGAUGCCGAAAAGAGCGCCGAUGCACUUCCUAAAAACUCGUCGACUCCAUUGAACGAAUUCAAAGAUCGAAUCGCUCCACACAUUGCUGCUCUGGUUGAUGAUAUCAAACAAGUUCCAUCAACUCUUGAAAAUGAUGCUGAAAAUUUGCGCCAACGGGCCAACAAAUUCCAAGACGAUUUGAGCAAGAAUGUGCAAAAAGCUAUCGACGACGAGAAGCGCGUGGACGAGCUCAAGAAAAAUGUAUCUGAUGCAACCAAAAAAUUGGAUGAAAUUUUGCCAAAAUAUCAAAAUCAAUCGCAACCACUUGAUAUUGCCAAACAAGAUGCUGAAAAACUCAAAGACAUCUUGGAUACAUUGAACAAAUUGGCUGAAUUUGAAAAUAUCGAACCACAAGUUGCCAAAGAGCUCAAAGAUUCUCGAUCGAAAAACAAAGAAUUGUUGACCGCUCUUGAGAAAGCUAUUCCACAAGAAGAAGCUCUCCGCCAAGAACAAAAUGCACUCAAUGACAAGUUGGCUGAUCUUCGCCAAAAAUUGUCGAGCGCUGAUGAAUUUGCUCCAGAAAAUGCAUUGCCAAUCGUCAAUAACAUUAUUGAUGAUGCAGCCAAUCUCAAAAAGCAAGCCGGUGAGAACAAGGAAAAAGUCGAAACUCCAAGUGCACUAAUUUCACAUGAAGAUUUGGACAAGACAAUCCCAGAUAAAAUCUUCCAACUUCAACACGAUGCCGACGACAAAAAACAAGCACUUGACAAUGCUGUCAAUGUUCAAGAAGUCGCUCCAAAACUUCAACUUUUGGCUCAACAACUCCAAGCUUUGCCAAACGAGCUUCCAACAAGCAUUGAUGAUCAACAAUCCGCCAUCGAAGACCUUGAAAACAAAAAGCACAAUUUGGAGAACUUGCUUGCUAACUUGCCAGAAAAUGAUCCAGCAGCCGAAGAGUUGCGUCAAAAGAGUGCAUGGGAUUUGUCAAAGAUCAACGAUUUGUUGAAAAAACUCGGAAACGCUGUCGGUGACAAAUUGGCUGCUCUUGCAACUUUCAACGCUGCUCGCAAAAAUGCUGAAGAUACUCUUCUCGACAUCACCAAACAAGAUCCAACAAGUGAUUCACAAAAAUCGCCACAAGAGCUCAUCGAUGAAUUGGCCAGAAAAGAAGAUUCAAUUGCGAAACUUCGAAACACUAUUGAUCAAUUACAACCAGAUCAACUCGAUGAGAAAGAGCGUAAAGAGUACGAUGAUUUGUUGGCACAACUCAACAAUGCCGCUGAAGCUCUUAAGGUAUGUUAACAUUUUAAGUUUCUCGAAUUUUAUUCCACAACUCAUAUUUGUUUUUUUCAGAAGAAGCGCGCAGAUGCCGAGCAAGAUCUCAAAAACAAAGAAGCCGAGCAACAACUUCAUGAUGCUGUCGAACGUAUCGGUUCUCGACUCGCUCCACUUGUCCGCCAAGCCGACGAGCUUCUUCACAAUGCUGAAGCUGUUCCAACCGAAUAUGCUCCAACCGCCCAAGAACUUAGCAAAGAACUCGAGAAGGCAAAUGAGCUUAUAACAAGUGCACCAUCGAAUGAUUCACACGUUCAAAGUCUUCUACCAGCAAUUGAAGCUGCAAAACAACUAAUUCCGGCUCUCGAAGAGAAGGCUAAAGUUUGGGAUGAAUUUGUUGCUGCCAGAAAUGAUGUUGAUAGUGUCAUCGAAAAACUUCAAAAAGAUGUGGAAGCUGUUAUUGCUAAACCAAAAAGAUCAAGCGAAGAAGCAGCAGCUGAUUUGGAACAACUCCAAAAGAGCAACAAUCAACGCGAUGAACUCAACAGCAAAGUUGCCAAUUUGCAACAACUCUCUGAAUUGUUGGAUCCACUCGAAAGCGCCUACGCUGAUGUUCGAUUCCUCGAUGUCGAUUCUGAACAAACACAACAUCAAUACGAUGAUGUGCUCAAUGAUUUGGCAACUGAACUCGAAGACGAAAAACUUCUUCGUGAGUCAGCCGAUCAAGUUAUCAAGGAAAUCGAAAACAUCAAGACAAUGAUUGACAACAACGAUCCCGACAAAUCGGUGCUUGACACAAUCGCAAAGACAGAUGUUCCAGCUCUCAAAGCACAAAUCAAUCGUAUUCAAGACAAGAUUGUGAAUGCUGAUGUUUCACGAAAACAUGUUGCAACUGAUCCAAGCAUAGCUGAUGAUUUGAACAAGAAAUUGGAACAACUCGAAUCGGAACUCAGUGAUGCCAUCAAGACUGCCGAAGAAGCUGAUAAAGAACAAUUGAUUUUGCAAUUGACUCUCAAACUCAGCCAACUUCAUCAACUACCAUUGGAUCAAUUGACACCGGAUGAAUUGAAAUCGGCCGAGAAAGAUAUCAACACUUCCUCAUUAUCACCAGAAGAAGCUGCACCACUAUUGGAAAAAAUUCAAUCAUUGCGUGAUGCCAAACAAGAAAAUGAUGCAGCAAGAUCUGAGGCUAAAGACAAAUUGCAAGCUCUUGAAAAACAAGCUGAAGAUGUUAUGGCCAAAGAUGGUGCCAAAAAGAAAAAGAAGGACAAGAAAAAGUCACCAGCUGAAGUUAUUGAUGAACUCAAAAACAAGAUAAUUGAUGCGCAAUCUCUAAUUCCAAAAGUUGAACAAUUGGAAAAAGAUGUAAACCUUCCAGCCGAUGACAAACCAAAAGCAGAAAAUCUUGUUUCGAGUCUUGAAAAUUUUGUUAAGGAUCUUGAAAAACAAGUGAUUGAGAAACAAGCCGACUUAGACCAGCUCAACAAUGCUACUGAUGCGCUUAAACGUCUCGAAGAUGCUUUGGUUGAUGCCGAAAAGAGCGCCGAUGCACUUCCUAAAAACUCGUCGACUCCAUUGAACGAAUUCAAAGAUCGAAUCGCUCCACACAUUGCUGCUCUGGUUGAUGAUAUCAAACAAGUUCCAUCAACUCUUGAAAAUGAUGCUGAAAAUUUGCGCCAACGGGCCAACAAAUUCCAAGACGAUUUGAGCAAGAAUGUGCAAAAAGCUAUCGACGACGAGAAGCGCGUGGACGAGCUCAAGAAAAAUGUAUCUGAUGCAACCAAAAAAUUGGAUGAAAUUUUGCCAAAAUAUCAAAAUCAAUCGCAACCACUUGAUAUUGCCAAACAAGAUGCUGAAAAACUCAAAGACAUCUUGGAUACAUUGAACAAAUUGGCUGAAUUUGAAAAUAUCGAACCACAAGUUGCCAAAGAGCUCAAAGAUUCUCGAUCGAAAAACAAAGAAUUGUUGACCGCUCUUGAGAAAGCUAUUCCACAAGAAGAAGCUCUCCGCCAAGAACAAAAUGCACUCAAUGACAAGUUGGCUGAUCUUCGCCAAAAAUUGUCGAGCGCUGAUGAAUUUGCUCCAGAAAAUGCAUUGCCAAUCGUCAAUAACAUUAUUGAUGAUGCAGCCAAUCUCAAAAAGCAAGCCGGUGAGAACAAGGAAAAAGUCGAAACUCCAAGUGCACUAAUUUCACAUGAAGAUUUGGACAAGACAAUCCCAGAUAAAAUCUUCCAACUUCAACACGAUGCCGACGACAAAAAACAAGCACUUGACAAUGCUGUCAAUGUUCAAGAAGUCGCUCCAAAACUUCAACUUUUGGCUCAACAACUCCAAGCUUUGCCAAACGAGCUUCCAACAAGCAUUGAUGAUCAACAAUCCGCCAUCGAAGACCUUGAAAACAAAAAGCACAAUUUGGAGAACUUGCUUGCUAACUUGCCAGAAAAUGAUCCAGCAGCCGAAGAGUUGCGUCAAAAGAGUGCAUGGGAUUUGUCAAAGAUCAACGAUUUGUUGAAAAAACUCGGAAACGCUGUCGGUGACAAAUUGGCUGCUCUUGCAACUUUCAACGCUGCUCGCAAAAAUGCUGAAGAUACUCUUCUCGACAUCACCAAACAAGAUCCAACAAGUGAUUCACAAAAAUCGCCACAAGAGCUCAUCGAUGAAUUGGCCAGAAAAGAAGAUUCAAUUGCGAAACUUCGAAAAACUAUUGAUCAAUUACAACCAGAUCAACUCGAUGAGAAACAACGUAAAGAGUACGAUGAUUUGUUGGCACAACUCAACAAUGCCGCUGAAGCUCUUAAGGUAUGUUAACAUUUUAAAUUUCUCGAAUUUUUUACCAUGACUCAUAUUUGGGUAAAAACACAUAACAUCCCCCGCCUGAUUGUGCCCCCCCCCAUACUUGGCAAAGUGAGCCCUUCUCCAAAAUCCCAAAUUACGGUAGCACCCAAGAAACUCACAAAUGAUUACUUUUUUUCAUUUUUAAAUCAUUUUUUCACCAAGAUACUUGUCCAUAUCCACAAAAACAAAAUAUAUUAGCCUUCUUGCCUCAAAGUUCUAACAACCUUUGGAACCAACACAUGUCUGAAUCAUAUUUCAAAAAAAAAAGAAAUAUUAUUUCUCCCGACCUCAAAGCUUUAAAAAAAAGAUUCUAAAACUUCCUUUCAAAAGCAUCCUCUAUUCGAAUGCAAAUCAGUUUUAAAAAUUUCGAACUCUACAGAACUCCCCCGACUAAAACUUAACUACUCAAUCGAACCCCAAAAAAGUCCUAACCUUUGAAAUUUUGAUCGUUCCUCGAUCAUCUUAUCGCUCAAAAUUGAUGUAUUCCUUCAUGCUUUCCAACGAAAAUCAUCUCGAAUAUUUUCAUCCACGACUAAUCUGAAAAAUAUUUUCAAUUUAAUGUUAGGAAUUUUUUAAAUUUAACAAAAAAAAUUAUUUCGCGGUGUUUUAGAUGAAAAAACACAAAUAAUCGUAAGUUUACUUGAAGAGAGGUGUGAAUAUUGGAAAGCUCUGAAGGUAAUAGACCUAAGAUUGUAGUGAGAUGAUUAUUUUUGGUUUCAGUUUUGGGAUAAAAUUUAAAAUCUAUAGAAUCUCCAGUUUUUUGUGAUUCGAAAUUUGUUUAUCAAAUUCAUUAUAUAUCUUGAAUUAACAUAGUUUGAGUAUAAUUAUCACAAAAAACUAGAGAUUCUAUAGAUUUUAAAUUUUAUCCCAAAAAUGAAACCAAAAAUAGUCAUCUCACUACAAUCUUAGGUCUAUUACCUUCAGAUCUUUCCAAUAUUCACACUCAAAUUAUUUAAAUAUAAAUCUAGGGCACAAAAGUAGGUCGAGCGGACAGACAGAUCACCGUUUGAUAUAUAAGAAAAACUAGAAUUCUUAUUUUUAAAUGAUUUUUAAAUUUUUUUUUUUAAAUGUCACGUUCAAAUAUCAAAAUGUGUUUCUAUUCUUACAAUUUCACAGAAAAACAAGAAGGGGAGACGAGGUUUUAAUGAAAUUGUGGGGGAAUCCAAAUUAAUUUGCUAAGUAUGGAGCUACUCUCAUCCAUAUUUGUUUUUUUCAGAAGAAGCGCGCGGAUGCCGAGCAAGAUCUCAAAAACAAAGAAGCCGAGCAACAACUUCAUGAUGCUGUCGAACGUAUCGGUUCUCGACUCGCUCCACUUGUCCGCCGAGCCGACGAGCUUCUUCACAAUGCUGAAGCUGUUCCAACCGAAUAUGCUCCAACCGCCCAAGAACUUAGCAAAGAACUCGAGAAGGCAAAUGAGCUUAUAACAAGUGCACCAUCGAAUGAUUCACACGUUCAAAGUCUUCUACCAGCAAUUGAAGCUGCAAAACAACUAAUUCCGGCUCUCGAAGAGAAAACUAAUUUAUGGAGUGAAUUUACGUUGUCAAGAGACGCAUUGUAUGAGGAUCUCGAAAAUCUUGAGAACAGUGUAAGCGAUGUGUUGAAUAGACCUCGAUUACCGGUCUCUCAAGCAGAACAAAGAUUGAAAAAAAUGAAGGUUUGUGCUCAUAUAUUUAUUACUGUCAGUAAUUACCUUUUUUGUAGGAUCAAUACAAAAUUCUUGAUAAUAUUCGAGAGAUGAAACGGAGUAUCGAUCAAAUUGGAACAAAUUUACAACCAUUGAACAUAGCCGAAGAUGAGUUACGCUAUCUGUCGGUUCAUGUGGAAAGUGUCGAAAGACAAUAUGAGGUAUGCAAGGUUUCACUGUGCAAAGAUAAUCAUCAAUUUCAGGAUACAAUGGACACACUUAAUGCUGAAAUAACAGCAGAAAUCGAAUUGUUAAGAACACUGGAUAUUUUAUCCAAUGAGUUAUCUCAAUGUAAAGAAGAUUUGAAUGCAUUGUCUCCGGAUGUUGACGAACAGGUAAGACAUUUUGAUUAUGACAGAUUUCUAUUUAUUUUUAUGCAGAGUCGUGCCACACUAUUGAGCGAUGUUAUGGCUCAUCUCGAAAAUCAGAAAGCAAUUGUUGAAAGGAGCGAGACUGAUCGAAAAUUCGUAGAAAGCAGCACAUCUGCGGAUCUCGAUCGUCUUCUCGCGGAAGCCAAGAGACUUCUGAAAGAAAUUGAACCUAGAAUCCAAGCAAAAUUGGAGCUCGGAGAUGACAUAGAAAAAGAAGGAUAUAAUGUAGAUGCAGCCGCUGAAGUUUUGUCAGCACUAUACCCGGAUCAGCAUCCGUAUGAGGUACUCGCAGAUCAUGGAAUCGAUGGUUUGCCAUCUGAUUCUGAAACUCAAAGCGAGUUUGAUUCAACUGAUAGCCGUUCUGAUGGAUUACUUUCCCCAAUUCCUGAUGAUUCGGCAUUAGAUGAACAGCAACUUCGAAAACAACGUUCUCGUUGGAGACGGGUUUUGAGAACAGCAUUGCCACUUCAGGUUUGUCUUUAAAAUUCGAAUUCACGUGCAAACAAAUCAUUUUACAGGCCUUGCUGGUUUUAUUGAUGGGCGCUGCGUGCUUGGUCCCACAUUGUGACGACGAAUAUUGUUGUCAACUUCUCAAUAAUUUUGCUAAAAGCUUUGAUCCAUCAUUGGAAUUUAUUAACGGGCCUCCGCCAUUUUAA